Messenger RNA from Coregonus sp. 'balchen', 89898 nucleotides. The record is from the annotation of a GenBank genome assembly. NCBI's taxonomy places the organism in Eukaryota, Metazoa, Chordata, Actinopteri, Salmoniformes, Salmonidae.
AUGAUCAUAGCCAUUUUCUCGGCUAACGUUAGUCAUGCUAGCUAGCUGAGUGAGCGAUGUGCAAUCAUCAUUUCUGGGCCUAUCCUGAUCAGUAGAUGGAUAACAGCUCGCCCGUGGAUAUCUGACAUUCUUCAAUUUCCAUUCCAUUAUUCAAUUUCUGGAUUCUAGACUUAAGGAGGAUUUCUGUGGCUUGAAUAAUGAGCUCAUUUUGGGUCGUGUUUAUUAUCUGGGGUGUAUUUUUUAGUCAGAUUCCGUUGCAAAGCGUUUGGUCUGUGACAAAACGUUUUGCAAUGGAAACCGUUUACUGUAGGAACCAAACGGGAAAAAAACAGCGCAAACUGAACGAAACGGAGAGGGACCUACCUGAAUUCGUCCAAUAGAAACUGUUCUCUGUUGCAAAACGUUUUCUGUUUGGAGUAAACGGUUUCCGUUGCAAAACGUUUUUUAACAGACCAAAUGUUGUGCAACGGUAUCCGACUAAUGAAUACACCCCAGGGGUAUAUUCAUUCAGCCGAUUCGGUUGCAAAACGUUUCUUAAACAAGCAGACGGACGAAAUGAUGAGGGAUGUACCUGAAUUUGUCCAAUAAAAACUCCUGUUUUGUUCUGUUUGCUUCUGUUUGGUUCUUAAACGGUAAACUGUUUUCGUAAUGAAUACACACCAAGCCUUUUGUGAACUAACACUUGCUCCUGACUUUUUUCUCUCUUACAUGCUCUGACUUUGCUGAUAGCUACGUUGAGGAAAAAUGUACUUACUGUGACUGUGAUAUGUGGUUGUCCCACCUAGCUAUCUUAAUAUGAAUGCACUAACUAUAGGUCACUCUGGAUAAGAACAUCUACUAAAAUUUAAAAUGUAGCAAUUCCUCAUAGUAGUAUGAUUAAGAUAUAACAACCAUAUGCUGAAAAUCAAAUGGGACAUAGUACUUAUCAUUAUCGCUUUAUGAUAUCAUAGAUGGGUUCUAUGUAUUGGUGGUGCAUUAUAGGCCUACAAUGGCUACUGUAUUGCACUAAACCCCCAUUGUAAAACAUCUAUUAAUUAGAUUGGCAAUUGGGUUGAUGGGAGAGUGACAUUAACCCUGUGUGUGUUUGUUUCAAUGGCUUCACUGCUCAGUCUAAACCUCAUUGCGAGGAGAAGGAGACGAGGAGAGGAAGCAACUGUAGACUAUUGAGACACAGCCUUUUACUCCACUCAGUGUGUCUAUAGAGCAAAUCAAAUCAAAUUUUAUUGGUCACAUGCGCCGAAUACAACCGGUGCAGACAUCACAGUGAAAUGCUUACUUACAGCCCUUAACCAACAGUGCAUUUAUUUUUAACAAAAAAGUAAAAAUAAAACAACAACAAAAAAAGUGUUGAGAAAAAAAAGAGCAGAAGUAAAAUAAAAUAACAGUAAGGAGGCUAUAUAUACAGGGGGGUACCGUUGCAGAGUCAAUGUGCGGGGGCACCGGCUAGUUGAGGUAAUAUGUACAUGUGGGUAGAGUUAAAGUGACUAUGCAUAAAUAAUUAACAGAGUAGCAGCAGCGUAAAAAGGAUGGGGUGGGGGGGCAGUGCAAAUAGUCCGGGUAGCCAUGAUUAGCUGUUCAGGAGUCUUAUGGCUUGGGGGUAGAAGCUGUUGAGAAGUCUUUUGGACCUAGACUUGGCACUCCGGUACCGCUUGCCGUGCGGUAGCAGAGAGAACAGUCUAUGACUAGGGUGGCUGGAGUCUUUUACAAUUUUGAGGGCCUUCCUCUGACACCGCCUGGUAUAGAGGUCCUGGAUGGCAGGAAGCUUGGCCCCAGUGAUGUACUGGGCCGUACGCACUACCCUCUGUAGUGCCUUGCGGUCGGAGGCCAAGCAGUUGCCAUACCAGGCGGUGAUACAACCAGUCAGGAUGCUCUCGAUGGUGCAGCUGUAGAAUUUUUUGAGGAUCUGAGGACCCAUGCCAAAUCUUUUCAGUCUCCUGAGGGGGAAUAGGCUUUGUCGUGCCCUCUUCACGACUGUCUUGGUGUGUUUGGACCAUGAUAGUUCGUUGGUGAUGUGGACACCAAGGAACUUGAAGCUCUCAACCUGUUCCACUACAGCCCCAUCGAUGAGAAUGGGGGCGUGCUCAGUCCUCUUUUUUUUCCUGUAGCCCACAAUCAUCUCCUUUGUCUUGGUCACGUUGAGGGAGAGGUUGUUGUCCUGGCACCACACGGCCAGGUCUCUGACCUCGUCCCUAUAGGCUGUCUCAUCGUUGUCGGUGAUCAGGCCUACCACUGUUGUGUCGUCGGCAAACUUAAUGAUGGUGUUGGAGUCGUGCCUGGCCAUGCAGUCAUGGGUGAACAGAGAGUACAGGAGGGGACUGAGCACGCACCCCUGAGGGGCCCCCAUGUUGAGGAUCAGUGUGGCAGAUGUGUUGUUACCUACCCUUACCACCUGGGUGCGGCCCAUCAGGAAGUCCAGGAUCCAGUUGCAGAGGGAGGUGUUUAGUCCCAGGAUCCUUAGCUUAGUGAUGAGCUUAGAGGGCACUAUGGUGUUGAAUGCUGGGCUGUAGUCAAUGAAUAGCAUUCUCACGUAGGUGUUCCUCUUGUCCAGGUGGGAAAGGGCAGUGUGGAGUGCAAUAGAGAUUGCAUCAUCUGUGGAUCUGUUGGGGCGGUAUGCAAAUUGGAGUGGGUCUAGGGUUUCUGGGAUAAUGCUGUUGAUGUGAGCCAUGACCAGCCUUUCAAAGCACUUCAUGGCUACAGAUGUCAGUGCUACGGGUCGGUAGUCAUUUAGGCAGGUUAUCUUAGAGUCCUUGGGCACGGGGACUAUGGUGGUCUGCUUGAAACAUGUUGGUAUUACAGACUCAGUCAGGGGACAUGUUGAAAAUGUCAGUGAAGACACUUGCCAGUUGGUCAGCACAUGCUCGGAGUACACGUCCUGGUAAUCCGUCUGGCCCUGCGGCCUUGUGAAUGUUGACCUGCUUAAAAGUCUUACUCACAUCGGCUACGGAGAGCGUGAUCACAUAGUCAUCCGGAACAGCUGGUGCUCUCAUGCAUGCUUCAGUGUUGCUUGCCUCGAAGCGAGCAUAGAAGUGGUUUAGCUCGUCUGGUAGGCUUGUGUCACUGGGCAGCUCACGGCUGUGCUUCCCUUUGUAGUCUGUAAUAGUUUUCAAGCCCUGCCACAUCCGACGAGCGUCAGAGCCAGUGUAGUACGAUUCAAUCUUAGUCCUGUAUUGACUCUUUGCCUGUUUGAUGGUUCGUCGGAGGGCAUAGCGGGAUUUCUUAUAAGCGUCCGGGUUAGAGUCCCGUUCCUUGAAAGCGGCAGCUCUACCCUUUAGCUCAGUGCGGAUGUUUACUGUAAUCCAUGGCUUCUGGUUGGGGUAUGUACGUACGGUCACUGUGGGGACGACAUCAUCGAUGCACUUAUUGAUGAAGCCAGUGACUGAUGUGGUGUACUCCUCAAUGCUGUCUGAAGAAUCCCGGAACAUGUUCCAGUCUGUGCUAGCAAAACAGUCCUGUAGCUUAGCAUCUGCGUCAUCUGACCCCUUUUUUAUUAACCGAGUCACUGGUGCUUCCUGCUUUAGUUUUUGCUUAUAAGCAGGAAUCAGGAGGAUAGAGUUAUGGUCAGAUUUGCCAAAUGGAGGGCGAGGGAGAGCUUUGUAUGCGUCUCUGUGUGUGGAGUAAAGGUGGUCUAGAGUUUUUUUCCCUCUGGUUGCACAUUUAACAUGCUGGUAGAAAUUAGGUAGAACGGAUUUAAGUUUCCCUGCAUUAAAGUCCCCGGCCACUAGGAGCGCUGCAUCUGGAUGAGCGUUUUCCUGUUGAUUUAUGGCCUUGUACAACUCAUUCAGUGCAAUCUUAAUGCCAGCAUUGGUUUGUGGUGGUAAAUAGACAGCUAUGAAAAAUAUAGAUGAAAACUCUCUUGGUAAAUAGUGUGGUCUACAGCUUAUCAUAAGAUACUCUACCUCAGGCGAGCAAAACCUCGAGAUUUCCUUAGUAUUUGAUUUUGUGCACCAGCUGUUGUUUACAAAUAUACACAGACCGCCACCCCUUGUCUUACCGGAGUCAGCCGUUCUAUCCUGCCGAUGUAGCGUAUAGCCCGCUAGCUGUAUGUUAUCAAUGUCGUCGUUCAGCCACGACUCGGUGAAACAUAAGAUAUUACAGUUUUUAAUGUCCCGUUGGUAGGAUAACCGUAGUCUUAAAUCAUCCAAUUUAUUUUCAAAUGAUUGAACGUUGGCUAAUAGGAUUGAUGGAAGAGGCAGUUUACUCGCUCGCCGUCGGAUCCUUACAAGGCACCCCGAUCUACGUCCACGAUAUCUCCGUCUCUUCCUCACGCGAAUGACGGGGAUUUGGGCCUUGUCGGGUGUCUGUAUGAUAUCCUUCGCGGCCACCUCGUUGAAGAAAAAAAUCUUCGUCCAAUACGAGGUGAGUAAUCGCUGUCCUGAUAUCCAGAAGCUCUUUUUGGUUAUAAGAGACGAUGGCAGAAACAUUAUGUACAAAAUAAAUUACAAAUAACGCGGAAAAACACACAUAAUAGUACAAUUGGUUAGAGGGCUGUAAAACGGCAGCCAUCUUCUCCGGCGCUGUUAGCUCACAUGGGAAGUGCUGUAUCCUCAUUAUGACUGCAGUUAGUUCCUCUGUGCAGAUGGAUCCAGUCUUCCUGCUCUGAGGGAGACAUGAUAGACAGUCCCACUCUACAGUCUACAACCACAUCCAAUUUUAACCACUAGGCCCCUCAAACUCAACUCUGGACCUCGAAGCCAGUUCCACUGCAUUUUUUCAUUGUUCCCCUCUAAUCAGGGACUGAUUUAGACAUGGGACACCACCAGGUGGGUGAAAUUAAUUAUCAGGUAGAACAGAAAACCAGCAGGCUCCGGACCUCAUAGGGUAAGAGUUGAAUACCCCUGCACUAGGCUAAACCCUAACCUUAAUCCAUUAACCAAACCUUUACCCAAACACUUCCCCGUAACCUAAACCACUUGUCUACCCAAAACCUAACCUUUCCCACACCCUACCCCCUAUUUCUUUUGAGUUGUAGAAACUUCCUGGUGAGAUUGAUUAAAAUGUUAAUUUUUGCUUCCUUCAGCUGUUUGUCUGUCCUAGGUGUUUUGGCUCUCUCUAGUAGAAGUUGCACGUAGGCACAGAUCUAGGAUCAGCUUACCUUCCCUAAAGCUUUCCCCAACUCAAAGCUGACAUUAGAUCAGUGUCUAGUGUCAUCCUUUGUGGCUGGAUUAUUAUGGGUUAUUAUUAUGGGGUGUCAUUGCAGUGUUUUGACCCCCCAACUAAGAGUGCUUGGAAACCAGCAGAGCUGUGCCCUGUUAUCACUGCAGGCAACCAAGCUCUGAUUGACAGCUGAGCUCAGGUUGAGUCGUGUGUGUGUGUGUCUUUGUGUGUGCGUCUGUGUGUGUGUGGAUGCAUGCACAUUGGAGCUGGAGAAGACUCAAGCCCUCUCACUCUACAGUCAGCACUGCAAUCAUCUCUGUAAUACGCAGCGAUACUAGCAUCAACACUACGGGAACAGAGAUAGACUACUUCAAGCGAAGUGAAACAAGGAACUGUGUGUACAAUUUCGAAGUCCUCACCUGAGUUCAUAAUAUACUCUGAGUAUACAAAACAUUAGGAACACAUUCCUAAUAUUGAGUUGCACUCCCGUCAGGGAAUGUACUCUACAAGGUGUCGAAAGCGUUCCACAGGGAUGCUGUCCCAUGUUGACUCCAAUGCUUCCCACAGUUCUGUCAAGUUGGCUGAAUGUGCGUUGCAGUUCUUGACACAAACUGGUGCGCAUGGCACCUACUACCAUACCCCGUUCAAAGGCAAUUAAAUAUUUUGUGUUGCCCAUUCACCCUCUGAUAGGCACACAUACACAAUCCAUGUCUCAAUUGUCUCAAGGCAUAAAAAUGCAUAUUUAACCUACAGUGGGGAAAAAAAGUAUUUAGUCAGCCACCAAUUGUGCAAGUUCUCCCACUUAAAAAGAUGAGAGAGGCCUGUAAUUUUCAUCAUAGGUACAUGUCAACUAUGACAGACAAAUUGAGAAAAAAAAAUCCAGAAAAUCACAUUGUAGGAUUUUUAAUGAAUUUAUUUGCAAAUGAUGGUGGAAAAUAAGUAUUUGGUCACCUACAAACAAGCAAGAUUUCUGGCUCUCACAGACCUGUAACUUCUUCUUUAAGAGGCUCCUCUGUCCUCCACUCGUUACCUGUAUUAAUGGCACCUGUUUGAACUUGUUAUCAGUAUAAAAGACACCUGUCCACAACCUCAAACAGUCACACUCCAAACUCCACUAUGGCCAAGACCAAAGAGCUGUCAAAGGACACCAGAAACCAAAUUGUAGACCUGCACCAGGCUGGGAAGACUGAAUCUGCAAUAGGUAAGCAGCUUGGUUUGAAUAAAUCAUCUGUGGGAGCAAUUAUUAGGAAAUGGAAGACACGCAAGAUCUCACCCCGUGGGGUCAAAAUGAUCACAAGAAUGGUGAACAAAAAUCCCAGAACCACACGGGGGGACCUAGUGAAUGACCUGCAGAGAGCUGGGACCAAAUUAACAAAGCCUACCAUCAGUAACACACUACGCCGCCAGGGACUCAAAUCCUGCAGUGCCAGACGUGUCCCCCUGCUUAAGCCAGUACAUGUCCAGGCCCAUCUGAAGUUUGCUAGAGUGCAUUUGGAUGAUCCAGAAGAGGAUUGGGAGAAUGUCAUAUGGUCAGAUGAAACCAAAAUAGAACUUUUUGGUAAAAACUCAACUGGUCGUGUUUGGAGGACAAAGAAUGCUGAGUUGCAUCCAAAGAACACCAUACCUACUGUGAAGCAUGGGGUGGAAACAUCAUGCUUUGGGGCUGUUUUUCUGCAAAGGGACCAGGACGACUGAUCCGUGUAAAGGAAAGAAUGAAUGGGGCCAUGUAUCGUGAGAUUUUGAGUGAAAACCUCCUUCCAUCAGCAAGGGCAUUGAAGAUGAAAUGUGGCUGGGUCUUUCAGCAUGACAAUGAUCCCAAACACACCACCCGGGCAACAAAGGAGUGGCUUCGUAAGAAGCAUUUCAAGGUCCUGGAGUGGCCUAGCCAGUCUCCAGAUCUCAACCCCAUAGAAAAUCUUUGGAGGGAGUUGAAAGUCCGUGUUGCCCAGCGACAGCCCCAAAACAUCACUGCUCUAGAGGAGAUCUGCAUGGAGGAAUGGGCCAAAAUACCAGCAACAGUGUGUGAAAACCUUGUGAAGACUUACAGAAAACGUUUGACCUGUGCCAUUGCCAACAAAGGGUAUAUAACAAAGCAUUGAGAAACUUUUGUUAUUGACCAAAUACAUAUUUUCCACCAUAAUUUGCAAAUAAAUUCAUUAAAAAUCCUACAAUGUGAUUUUCUGGAAUUUUUUCUCUCAUUUUGUCUGUCAUAGUUGACGUGUACCUAUGAUGAAAAUUACAGGCCUCUCUCAUCUUUUUAAGUGGGAGAACUUGCACAAUUGGUGGCUGACUAAAUACUUUUUUUCUCCUCCCCUUCAUCUACACUGAUUUGAAGUGGAUUUAACAAGUGACAUCAAUAAGGAAUCAUAUUUUUUUUAAACCAGGAAUUCACCUGGUCAGUCUAUGUAAUGGAAAGAGCAGUUGUUCUUAAUGUUUUGUAUACUCAGUGUACAGUAGGCCUACUUAAGCCUUCUCACUACAGGUCUAGAGAUGGACAUCCCUGCUGCAGACUAAAUAGACCAAGGCUGUAGUUUGUGAUGUGUUAGUUGGAGUGUUACAUUGUUAGGCCCCUCCCCUUUGUUUUCCCUCUCACUUCCUCCCUGUAGAACACCUCCUAGCUAUGUUCCAACAUGUACAGGUUCAGCACCUGCCUGCUUAGUAGUGCCUAGCCAUCGGGUAUGUUUUUAUCCUUACUCUCCCCCUCUCGGUCUGUCAUGUCUUCUCUCUGUUUGUCUCAUCCUGUCUCAUUCUUCUUCUCUCGCUCAUUUCUGACUCUGUCUCACUCUCUCUAUCUCUGUCACUCUGUCAUUAUCUCUCUCUCUCUUGUUUCAGACGUUGUGAGCUCAGCACACCCACUUACCUUUACACUGAGCUAUAGGAGCAAAACUACAACCAGGACUAUGAGUUGUCUCUCACUACAUAGCUAACCCUACCCAUGGCUAUGACUAUAUAAUAUGAUUAUAACAUGACAGGGUGACUAUAACAUGAUUAUAACAUGACAGGGUGACUAUAUUAUGAUUAUAACAUGACAGGGUGACUAUAACAUGAUUAUAACAUGACAGGGUGACUAUAAUAUGAUUAUAACAUGACAGGGUGACUAUAAUAUGAUUAUAACAUGACAGGGUGACUAUAAUAUGAUUAUCAAAAGUGACAUAUAAUUCACCUUUACCGUAUUUAGCCUAUAACACAACUAUAACAUGGUAAUAACAUUAUACUAACAUGAUGAUAGCAUAACAACAUAACUAUAAGGAACUGCAUCUCGCUCUCUCUCUUCUCCCAGCAUGAGAGACUGAACCAGAGCUCAAAUUCUCCCCAAGCCCACAAUAAUGAACAAUCACACCAGAGAAGUUAGUGAAAGAAAGUGGGACGACCUCCUUUUGGUGAGAGAAAGAAGGUCUGUGUGUGUCGUGUGUGUGCGAUGCCAAUUUAGAAGACUGCAGAAUUCACACUAACUACCACAAACGAAAAACUUGAAUGAUGCUACACAAAAUGGAAUUUAUUGAUUGGUUGCUUAAAUGAUUGAUAUAGAUUAAUGAACAGAGGAAUUUAAAUACAUUGACACCUGCUGGCAUGGUAAUAGCCUGAGGAUCUAAAUCUGCUUCUGUUUCUCUCUGCUUAAUCAGACUGUACACACCCAAUAUCACACUUUAUCAGCUGACCUGCUUCCUUAUCUUGUUCAUGGGUGGUGACGCAAUAGCGUGUGUGUGUUAAUGUCUGUAAGGGAGGUCAGUACAGCUGCAGUGGGCCACACAGGAAUGUGCAGUGCAGGUAUGAGGCAGACAUCAGUUAUACCAUGGGAACAGACUAGCGCCACACACACACACAGUCCUUGUUCUGUGAAAGUGUAGGCUGUGUGUGUGUUCUUUGAUAUCAACAUUGUGAUAAACACAGGAAACAUCUCUCUUUAUUACUUUGACAUUUUCUCUCUCGCUCUCCUUUCACUCUCUCCUUUUUCUCUCCCUCUCUCGCUGCCUCAGAGGGUAGGGCUGACAACCAAUAUCAAACAUCCCUCUUAGUGUGUGUGCUUGCUUGCGAGCAUUAGUGUGAUUUAAGUGUUUGUGUGUGUCUGUUAAAGGCGGCAGGUAGCCUAGCGGUUAAGAGCAUUGGGCCAGUAAACAAAAGGUUGCUGGUUCGAAUCCCCAAGCUGACUAGGUAAAAAAUCUGUUGAUUUGUCCUUGAGCAAGGCACUUAACCAUAAUUGCUCCUGUAAGUCUGGAUAAGAGUGUCUACUAAAAUACUAAAAUGUAAGUGUUAAAUAUAACCGUGUGCAACUAAAGGCUGUAAUCCCAGGGAAUGGUUAGAUUAGAGGAUAGGUCGGUGUAUAAUAUAAUUCACUUUCACCUAAACUCACCUAACACUUUCACCUAAACUCACCUAACACUUUCACCUAAACUCACCUAACACUUUCACCUAAACUCACCUAACACUUUCACCUAAACUCACCUAACACUUUCACCUAAACUCAGAACACACACACUCUAAAUCACACUCUAAUGCUGUUAGUCAGGACAGUCCGGUACACAGUACAUACACUAGUGCUCUCUCUCUUCUCCAUGUUCAUCUCUUUCCUCUCCCUCUCUAUCAGACUUUCUCUUUCCAGAGCUGUGUGUGUGUGUGUAGAGGAGCAGUGACUUUGGGGUGAACUCCCCUGUGCUAACACAUGUCUGAGUGUCAGAUCGAUUUACCCCAAACCUCGCCCCAUACACACACAUGGUGUGUGCUGGCCACAGCACUCCACUGUCUGAACUCAGGCGUCAUCUCUUAAUCCACAUUGUAUGCAGGUUUCCUGUUUAUACUGGAUUCAAUUCAUUCAACACACUAGCUUAAAAAACACCCCUCUGAUUGUUCCAUACACUAAGUUUUGUCUAGAAUUGUGUCUUGCUUCACCAAACAUUGUAUUUGUCAGACUCAGUCAUGCUAAUGAAGCUUGAUUGAAAUGUUUUUAAUUGAAUAGCGAAAGACUCCAGAUUGAUUGGUUGGUUGCAUGGAGACAGAGAGAACUAUUGCAUGGAGACUGCUCCUAUUUUAAAGUGACACCAGAACAAGAGAGAGGUAAAGUAGGACAAGUCUUCAUGGACCAUUAUGCUCUUUCUUUGUCUCUAGGCCACUGGUGAGAUUUAAAGUGCUGUCUCACUCUCUUUCUCUCUGUUCUUUAUCCUUCUAUCUAUCGUGAUCAAUAGCAUUGGUAUGCUGAAUUGAGAGGGGUUCAGUGUGUGUGACUGUGUGUAUGUGACUGUGUGUAUGUGACUGGUGUAUGUGGGUGAGUCGCAGUGAUGAGUAGCCCUGCAGAGAAGUCGAGGGGGAACGAGGCCUAUAAAACGUGUGUGUUCGUUUGCAGGUUCGCUCGUCCGUAAUGUGCUGUCUAUAGCCCCAGUAAAGAGAGAGUGAGUAACAGAGAAAAGCUGUGUGUACCAGACGGACGGUGACACCAUCCUGAAUCAUACCGACUGUUUAGAAGGUCAGAGGUAGAGCGAGUUCUAGGGUGUUUUAGAGGGGAGUGGGCUACCGUUCUGACUUCUGACUGUGCUCUUAGUUCUGCUUUGUCAUUUCCUUUAUGACUGUUCCUGUUCCUGUGUGUGUGUAGGCCUAUGUCUAUGUUAGGCUGUCAGUAAAUGGAUGACGUAGCACUAGGUUGGCCUCGCGCUCUUCACUUCACUUCAAGUGUGUGUUUGGGGAGAGUGUGUAUCUCAAUAGAUUAGCCCACUUCUGAUCCUGACAAACCUCUUGGUUUCUCUCUCUGGGACCUGAGACACCUCCACACCACGUGUGUGCGUUUGUUUGUGUGUGCGUCAGUGCAUGUUUGUGUGGGCUAUCUGUUGUUUUUAUCUUCAUACUAUUAGAACUGUGGUGUUAUGCAGUUAGAUAACUGUGACUCUAGCUGGUACUCCAAGGAUGUACUGUAUGUUAAGGUUUAGUCUUUUCAUUAUAGCGUCUGUCUGUCGUAGGGAGAAAUUCCAUGAAUGGAGUCUGGGGAAAGAAAUAAAAAUGUGUGUGUGUUAACACACUGCGAUUCACUGCUCCCUUCAUGUAUCCCAUCACCCAACACUCAGCGGUGAGGACACAGCGUCCACAGGAAGUGUGUGUCAGAGAGAGCAUGUGUUCAGACACACACACACACACACAGGGAAUGAUGUGCUAGUGAUUCGUCAGCCCAGAGGGUUGUUGAUGUUCACAGCACGUGUGUUUAGUGGCGUCUUGGUUAGCUAGCUAGCACAUUAGCAUGUUAGCUAUCUUCCACAGGUCAGAAGGGCUCUUACUGGCACUAGUUAAUGGAUUGAUUCAUGUUAGGCCAGGUGUUCACUCACCUGGGGUGAAGCCUAUUCAGCAGUGCAACAUGUUGCUAAACAUUUAGCAAUAGAAAACGUUUUAAAACAAAAACUUGAGUUUAUGUUGUUCCUAAUGAAUACACUGCUGGUGUUCCAGGUCUGAACCAGUCCCUGAAAUACUGUAUCUUGUCCAGGCCUGGAGUUUAUUAGCUUGGUAAAGACACAGAACUGAUUACCUACUGUAUACCUGAUAGUGAUCUUUCUUUCCCCAGACGGUUCCCUCCAAAAAGAACCCAAAGGGGACUUGUCAAGUCAGCUACCAGGUAGGAUGACACACACACACCAGCGUUCUGUGUUCCUGUGAUCUACCCUCCCUUCCCUUUUCUCUCGUUUUGUUUCACUGUUCCGUCUGGCACACUGUUCCAUUGAUGUCUGUCUUUCACAGCGAUGUGUGUGGGUUUAGUGUGUUUUGACUGGGAGUGUCUCCCCUGAAGUGUCCCCCUCCCCCUCAUCUCACCAGUCCUGUCUAAAAUGUAUUUGUUUUACUUCCUUGUUUGUAGGCAGGGUUAUAGGUUGGGCCUAUUGUUCUGUAUCAUUCACCAGUGAUGUCACUGCUCUGCCCUGUAAAGUGUUAAAAUGUGUGAUGUCAUCUAAGAUAUGAGAGUUAAAACCAGUCCAUCUGGUGGCCUGCUCUCUCUCCCACUAGUCACACUGGGAGAUGGUGAGAGGGAGGGAUGGAAGGACAGAGGGUGGAGAGUGAUGGAGGAAGGGGGACCCUGGUCCCAUAUGGCUCAGUUGGUAGAGCAUGGCGCUUGCAACGCCAGGGUUGUGGGUUCGAUUCCCACGGGGGACCAGUACUAGGAAAAAAGUAUGCAGUGUAUUCAGUCACUAAUGGAAGUUGCUCUGGAUAAGAGCGUCUGCUAAAUGACAAACAUUUAAAAUGUAAAUGUAAUAUUUUUGGUCCCUGACAGAUGUUUGUUUAGGAAGAGGUUGUUAGGGAUGGCUUACUCUCUCUCUCUCUCUCUCUCUCUCUCGCUCUCAUUUCAAGGGGCUUUAUCGGCAUGGGAAACAUAUGUUUACAUUGCCAAAGCAAGUGAAAUGGAUCAACAAAAGUGAAUUAAACAAUAAAUGAACAGUAAAUAUUACACUCACAAAAGUUCCAAAAUAAUAGACAUUUCAAAUGUCAUAUUAUGUCUAUAUACAGUGUUGUAACGAUGUGAAAAGAGUUAAAGUUCAAAAGGGAAAAUAAAUAAACAUAAAUAUGGGUUGUAUUUACAAUGGUGUUUGUUCUUCACUGGUUGCCCUAUUCUUGUGGCCACAGGUCACAAAUCUUGCUGCUGUGAUUGCCCUCUGUGGUUUUUCACCCAAUAGAUAUGGGAGUUUAUCAAAAUCCUGCUCUCGCUCUCCCUCCAGGUCAUUGAGGGUAACCCUGGCCUGUGUCUCAGUCAGUUACUCUACCCUGUUAUUAGAGGUCUGGGUGGAUGGAGAGAACGACAUUGUGAUAUUCAGCUGGCACACAGACAUUUCUGGGGAAAACAGGAUGAUCAGAGGGAAAGAGAAGGAAUAGGGGAGAAAAGAGUUAGAAUAAGUAAAUAGGCAAAGGAGAGAGCGAGGGACUAGCAGAGAAAAGAUACAGAGAGGUGGAAAGACAGAUUUGAAAUCUAUUAUCAAUGCUGGUCACUAGCUACAGAAAUCUAUUAUCAAUACUGAUCACUAGCUACAUAAAUCUAUUAUCAAUGCUGGUCACUAGCUACAGGGCUAUUUUUGAAAGUGUGUGUGUGUGUGCCAGCUGUACCCACAGUGAGGGCAUUGUUAGAGUGCCAUAGCUGUGGCUGAUCAGCCAAUAAGAUCGCCCACUCAGUCUCCGGAGCCAAUAGGAUCACCCCGUCUGUUUUAGCGACCAAUCAAAUCUCUGUAGGGCAACAAAACGGAGAUAGGGAGAGAGAGAAAUAAAGGGAGUGUGAGAGUGCAUUGUGUCUAGUAAAUAAUUACUAGCAACAAUCUGGUUGAUGAACGGUGGAGGGAGGGAGAAAUGAGUUCUUAUGCCCUGAGGAAACGGAACAUUAAGAGGGAGAAAGAGACCACGAGGGAGAGGGGGAAGGACAAUAGUGAGACAGACAGUAGUGAUGCGAGGGUUGACUCAUAACGGGGUUAUAGCUGCGGGGCGGGAGGGUUUAGGGUCAUUAAAUAUUGUGUGGAUGAAGGGCUAGUUUAAUAAAGAGAACAAUACCUUAAAAAAUCCAUCAUUGGAUCAUUCUUGUCAUUUUAUAUCUAUAGGCUAAAUUUAGGUUUUUCUUUCAUUAUCCUAAGUUGAAUGCACCAAUUUGUAAGUCGCUCUGGAUAAGAGCGUCUGCUAAAUGACUUAAAUGUAAAAAUAUAUAUAUAUGUAUAUUUUAGGCUUUCUGGGAUUAGUGCGUAAGCCUAAACUUUAGGGCCUAAUGGUAUGGGUGCCAAUAGCCUACAGGCCAAUCACCAAAUCAGGGCUGGCGUUAUGGGCGGGCCUUAGGGGGCCUUGCCCGCCCUACCGUACCUCCUUGCCCGCCAACAGAGAGAUGCAUACAUUUCAGGUAAAGCAUCCGAGCAAGCAAAACAGCACCCCUCUGUCUCAGAAUGUGUAGACCAUGUAUCUGAUGCUGUAGGGACCAAAAUAGUAUGGCAUGUCAUACUAUUUCUGUCCAGACAGCAUCAGAUACAUGGUCUACUUUUUCAGCCCAUUCCAGACCCGGCGGCAGAACGAAUCAGUUGGACAGGCCUUUGAUUUCCAUAGGGGGGCACGUUUUUUCACGGGACCUCCUGUGUGUGCACACGCUUGCUCAUUCACCAUUUUUUAAAUGGCUGUAAUAGUAAAGACCAUAGAGUACCACAGUAUGAGUCAUAAUACCCAUAAAACCUAGUGGUCAAACAGGGAAAUGGUUCCAAUCAUUUUUCCACCAUUCAUUUUUUUCAUAGGGGAUUUUAGAAACAGUUAAAAUAAGGGCUGUGUUUCGUGUAGGCUUUCCCUGGCGUGACGUUUUCAUAACCAUGUAUAUCUCUCUCUUGGGCAAGGUAACUUUUAUCAAUAUAUUCUGCUCUUUACUCGCAGAAUCUAACAUUUCAAUUAGCAUUAAAGUAGACUAAUGCAAAACCACAAAUCCCUGCAAGCUCAAGAACGUCAUCUCUAGCUGACACCUUUGCUAACAGGUAUUGUGUCAAUUUAAAACUUGCACAAGACUGUUCACAGAAUUGUCAAUUUUAAGAAAUGUAGCCAAUGUAUUAAUUACUACAUUUAGCUACCAUUAGAUAAUUAAUCCAGAGAUUCUUACCUUUGCCUCGAAUUCGGCAGUCUCGUCCCGAUCAUCAUGGCAUUUGUAGUUCUUCAUGAUAGCCACAUUAGCAGCUAUUUAGCAUUUUAUUUUGGGGGGGUAAAUACAGGCGAAUAUAUUGAUGUCCUAGAGAGAUUUACACGGUAAUCAAAACGUCACACCAGGGUAAGCGUACAUAAAACACAGCCCUUAUUUUAAGGGCUCCCGAGUGGCGCAGCGGUCUAAGGCACUGCAUCUCAGUGCUUGAGGCGUCACUACAGACCCACUGGUUCGAUUCCAGGCUGUAUCACAACCGGACGUGAUUGGGAGUCCCAUAGGGCGGCGCACAAUUGGCCCAGCGUCGUCCGGGUUUGGCCGGUGUAGGCCGUCAUUGUAAAUAAGAAUUUGUUCUUAACUGACUUGCCUAGUUAAAUAAAGGUAAAUUUCUAAAAUCCCCUAUGGGAAAAAUCUAUGGUGGAAAAACGAUUGGAACCAUUUCCCUGUUUGACCACUAGGUUUUAUGGGUAUUAUGACUCAUACUGUGGUACUCUAUGGUCUUUACUAUUACAGCCAUUUAAAAAAAUUGUGAAUGAGCAAGCGUGUGCACACACAGGAGGUCCCGUGAAAAAACGUGCCCCCCUAUGGAAAUCAAAUGCCCGUCCAACUGAUUCGUUCUGCCGCCGGGUCUGGAAUGGGCUGAAAAAGUUUACGUCGAUCCACAGAGGCAAAAAGGACAAUGUCGGAGUUUAAUUCAAUAAGAGAGAAAUUGCGAAAUGGAGAGUUGAAAAUAAAGAGAAGGGAGGGCCAGAAAUUAACGUUUGGGAAAGAUUUGAUGAAGUGGUAAAAGAGGAUUAUGGCAGUGUGUUAUGUGUCAUGAUUGUGAGGCGCUAUACAAAUACGACAGUCACAAGACGGGGACUUCAAAUAGGCCUAUGACACAUCAAGGGAACUGUAGCCUACUGUUCAGAUGGGUUAAAUGGAAACUGAAAUCUGGACACUGACUGUAGGUCUAUAAUCUUUCACAUAGCCUUAAUAUUAACUCCUGCAGAAUUAAGCAUUUCUUGCAGUAAAAUUAUACACCAAAUGUAGGUAAAAUUUUGACUAGGGAACAGGAGUGGAGAAAUAUGAUUUCUUUCAGCAUCUUGAGAGAAUGCGAAUGCAAUUAGAUACCAUCUGUAGAGGUGCUAUCUUUGUCAGCAUCAUAAAAGCUGAUUAGUAUUUCAACCACAAAAUAUGCAUCCAAGCUGAACUGAAAUCUAAUCAGAAACAUGUUGGGUCAUUUUCACAGCUUUCUAUUUCCUUACAACCGGUCAAACGUAUGUCAUUUGGAAAUUUAGCUCAAAAAAUCUUUCCUAUAGUUUUUUACAGUUAUUGCAUUUUCUCCCCGGUCCCUAAACAUCUUUGCUCAGCGAAAGAAGCAGAGAUGACAUAGAGAACUCUACCGAUGUCAACUAGAUUGAAGCAUUCAUUCUAUCGAACCCAGGGAGGGCCCCAGGACCGAGUUUGGGAAACCCUGUUCUAGGGCAACAUAUAGUGACAGAAGAGAAGCUGGUUUCCUCAGCCACACUCAAGGUCCUAAACGAUAUAAUAACCACAAUUGAUAAAAGACAGUACUGUGCAGCCGUCUUCAUCGACCUGGCCAAGGCUUUUGACUCUGUCAAUCACUUCAUUCUUAUUGGCAGACUAAAUAGCUUUGGUUUCUCAACUGACUGCCUCGCCUGGUUCACCAACUACUUUUCAGAUAGAGUUCAAUGUGUCAAAUCGGAGGGCCUGUUGUCUGGACCUCUGGCAGUCUCUAUGGGGGUGCCACAGGGUUCAAUUCUCGGGCCGACUCUAUUCUCUGUGUAUAUCAAUGAUGUCGCUCUUGCUGCUGGUGACUCUCAGAUCCACCUCUACGCAGACGACACCAUUUUGUAUACAUCUGGCCCUUCAUUGGACACUGUGUUAACAAACCUCCAAAUGAGCUUCAAUGCCAUACAACACUCCUUCCGUGGCCUCCAACUGCUCUUAAACGCUAGUAAAACUAAAUGCAUGCUCUUCAAUCGAACGCUGCUUGCACCCGCCCGCCCGACUAGAACUACAAAUACCUAGGUGUCUGGUUAGACCGUAAACUCUCCUUCCAGACUCACAUUAAGCAUCUCCAAUCCAAAGUUAAAUCUAGAAUCGGCUUCCUAUUUUGCUAAACAUGCCCUCGUAAAACUGACUAUCCUACCGAUCCUUGACUUCGGCGAUGUUAUUUACAAAAUAGCUUCCAACACUCUACUCAGCAAAUUGGAUGUAGUCUAUCACAGUGCCAUCCGUUUUUGUCACCAAAGCCCCAUAUACUACCCACCAUUGUGACCUGUACGCUCUCGUUGGCUGGCCCUCACUACAUAUUUGUCGCCAAACCCACUGGCUCCAGGUCAUCUAUAAAUCACUGCUAGGCAAAUCCCUGUCUUAUCUUAGCUCACUGGUCACCAUAGCAACACCCACCCGUAGUAUGCGCUCCAGCAGGUAUAUCUCACUGGUCAUCCCCAAAGCCAACACCUCCUUUGGCUGCCGUUCCUUCCAGUUCUCUGCUGAAAAUGACUGGAACGAACUGCAAAAAUCUCUGAAGCUGGAGACACUUAUCUCCCUCACUAUCUUCCAUAACUUACUACAUUUGCACACACUGUAUACAGAUUUUCUAUUGUGGUAUUGACUGUACGUUUUGUUUAUUCCAUAUGUAACUGUGUUGUUUUUAUCGCACUGCUUUGCUUUAUCUUGGCCAGGUCGCAGUUGUAAAUGAGAACUUGUUCUCAACUGGCUUACCUGGUUAAAUAAAGGUGAAAUUAAAAAUUAAAAUAAAAAAUUUGGGGAGUUUCUGCCAUUCCUCUCUGCAGAUCCUCUCGAGCUCUGUCAGGUUGAAUGGGGAACGUCGCUGCACAGCUAUUUUCAGGUCUCUCCAGAGAUAUUAGAUCGGGUUCAAGUCCAGGCUCUGGCUGGGCCACUCAAGGACAUUGAGACUUGUCCCAAAGCCAUUCCUGCGUUGUCUUGGCUGUGUGCUUAGGGUCAUUGUCCUGUUGGAAGGUGAACCUUCGCCCCAGUCGGAGGUCCUGAGCGCUCUGGAGCUGGUUGUCAUCAAGGAUCUCUCUGCACUUUGCUCCGUUCAUCUCUCCCUCAAUCCUGACUAGUCUCCCAGUCCCUGCCGCUGAAAAACAUCCCCACAGCAUGAUGCUGCCACCACCAUGCUUCACCGUAGGGAUGGGGGGCAUUAGAGUCUUUAGGUGCCUUUUGGCAAACUCCAAGUGGGCUGUCAUGUGCCUUUUACUGAGGAGUGGCUUCUGUCUGGCCACUCUACCAUAAAGGCCUGAUUGGUGGAGUGCUGCAGAGAUGGUUGUCCUUCUGGAAGAUUCUCCCAUCUCCACAGAGGAACUCUGGAGCUCGGUCAGAGUGACCAUCGGGUUCUUGGUCACCUCUUUGACCAAGGCCCUUUUCCCCCGAUUGCUCAGUUUGGCCGGGCGGCCAGCUCUAGGAAGAGUCUUGGUGGUUCCAAACUGUGUUCUUGGGAACCUUCAAUGCUGUAAAACAGUUUUGGUCACCUUCCCCAGAUCUGUGCCUCGACACAAUCCUGCCUCGGAGCUCUACAUGCACUGUCAACUGUGGGACCUUAUAUAGACAGGUGUGUGCCUUUCCAAAUCAUGUCCAAUCAAUUGAAUUUACCACAGGUGGACUCCAAUCAAGUUGUGGAAACAUCUCAAGGAUGACCAAUGGAAACAGGAUGCACCUGAACUUAAUUUCGAGUCUCAUAGCAAAGGGUGUGAAUACUUCUGUAAAUACGUUUUUAAUUGUAUUUAUUUUUUAUACAUUAGCAAACAUUUCGCUCUGUCAUGAUUAGGUACUGUGUGUAGAUUGAUGAGGAUUUUUAUUUAUUUAACCUAUUGUACAAUAAGGCUGUAACGCACAUUCCUGCAGUCAGCAUGCCAAUUACACGCUCCUUCAAAACUUGAGACAUCUGUGGCAUUGUGUUGUGUGACAAAACUGCAAAUUUUAGAGUGGCCUUUUAUUGUCCCCAGCACAAGGUGCACUUGUGUAAUGAUCAUGCUGUUUAAUCAGCUUAUUGAUGUGCCACACCUGUCAGGUGAAUGUAUUAUCUUGACAAAGGAUAAAAUGCUCAAUAAUAAGGAUGUGAACAAAUUUGUGCACAACAUUUGAUAGAAAUAAGCUUUUUGUGCGUAUGGAACAUUUCUGAAAUAUUUUAUUUCACCUCAUGAAACAUGGGACCAGCACGUUACCCGUUGCUUUUAUAUUUUUAUUCAGUGUAUAUUAGCGGGUUAGGGUCGGGUGCAGGAUGGGUUAUCACAUACAGUUGUGCGGUUGCGGAUGGGUUAUUAGCAUUUACGGGCGGGUGCGGGUGAACAAACAGCUGACCCGCGCACCACUAACCGAUAAGUAAAGAAAGGGGAAAAAGAGGGAAGGAGAGACAGAAAGCCAGAACGAGCUCAGUGGAGAGAGAUAGAUAUAGAGAGAGGGAAUUGGAGAGAGCGAGAGACAAAGGGGGAGAUAAACGACACCGUGUGACACUGAUGGCGUCUCUAGUGACAAUCCUCUCUGUCUCUGUCAGGACAUGCAUCUAUCACACACACGUUAACCUGAAACACAGACAGAUUCACAUCCCAGACUCCCACCCCACCCCCCUCUUUCUCUGACUUCUUUCUCACGAACUGUCUGUUAGUAAUGUGUAGUGUGCGUUAAAUUAGAGAAUGUCAUGUUUAUAUGGGAAUCAGCAUUUGGGAAUCCUAGGAAUUCCAACACUGCCCUCGAACACUAACCCCAGUUGGAGAAUGCCAGUGAUGCAAUGUAUGUGGGCACGCCCCCUAUGGUAUCCCAAACCUACCAUUACCCAAACCGGCCUGACCCAUUCUCUCUGUCUGGCCCCUUUAACAGUUGGUUUCAGAGCAGUUUUCAUGAGUUUAAUCCUGACCAUAACCAUUAUGUGAUUAGCACUUUAACAGGCUCUGGAUCAGCAUAUCAUAUCAUAUCAACGUGUGCUCUAGGGUUAGUUUGUUUGUGUGUGUACUGGUAUGAAGGCAACUUCUGUCCUUCCUCUGUUUUCUCUUUCCAUCUGUCUCGGUCCUGGCAUGUGGCACAUACUGACUGACACACAUUUCUCGUCUGUGUGUUGUGUAAAUUGCUCUGCGGCUGCAAGGAACUAAUGCUCACUUGACCUAUUGGAGCCUUCCUUAGUAUACAGCCUUUAAUGUGUGUCUGUGUGUGUCAAGUGUUAGUCCUACAUAGAGAGAGACAGAUUACGUAGGCUUUCACUCACAGCAGAGAUUGAUUUGGCCUUGACACACACACACACACACACACACACACACACACACACAGGCCUUGUUCUGAUGUUGACCGUGAACACGAUGCCAUGAUCCUCAUUCUCAGGAUGAACGACGUACGGAAUGCUCAAGUUCAGUAACAAGGACACACACUCACACACAUACUGUAAAACAGACCCUUUGUCACCUGCUCGCAUAGGUAUGACAGUUUCUGUAGAUGCCAGACAUAGAUUGAAGGGAUCCAUAGCUACAGCUACUCUAUCAUGUGACUUGCUGGCCUCUGAGUAACUCCUCACCCCAAUAACCCCCUCAUACUCGCUCUGUCCUUCCUAUCUCUCCUUCUCUCUCCUUCGCUGCUGGGGGUGGUUGUGGUUCUGUUGGUCUGUCUCUGACCAUUGUCUGACCGCUGUGUUGGGGUCAUGGCAGGACUAAACAUUAUCUUCCAUGUUCUGGAUGGGAUGUUUACUAGAGACAGCUAUAUGACCCAGGACAGGACCAAUGCUGGUAAGACAGGGUCUUUUAUAGGGAUGCUAAUAGUGAACACACAGAUGUGGUAGUAACACACAUUGUGUAUUGUAAGUCAAUGGUUGAGCUGUGGUAUCACCAUAUGGUACUGUAUCUAUUAUGGGUGUAUGUCCAUCUGAGGUAUUACACCAACUUAGUGAUAAAGACCUUCUGUCUGUAUGUCUGUCUGUCUCACCAUGGAAUGUUUCAUGGGGUCUUUGAACCACUCCUCACACUUUUUAAGCAGCUUCUCUCUAAUCCCAACACGCAUGCACACACACACACACAGAGAGGGCAGCAAUGGCACAUUUAGGGGUCCACAUUCAAGGUAGGGGGGUGUGUGUGUGUGUGUGUCCACAUGUCUGACCACUGUCAGGAUGCCCUCAUAUUCCCCCCACUCUCUUAUCCCUCUCACUGACACACACACACACACACACACACACACACACACACACACACAGACACACACACACACACACACACACACACACAUACACACACACACACACACACACACACACACACACACACACACACACACACACACACACACAGGGAGUUAAGACGUGAGAUUAAGAACAGACUGGGUAGAAGCCUGUUCCUCUCCUAAACCCACACAGGGCAGCAGUUCACACAGAAGGGGCUGCUAGCUACUUAGCUUAGCAUACAUUAGCCUAGCUUAGCACCACUCCUUAAAAGCAAUACACUUUUUUUGUUUUAUCCCAAGAAAGUGUCUCUUAGCCUUGAUGAGCCUAAUUUUAGCUAGCGUAGCAUUGUGGGUCUAAUGCUAGUUUUUCACAAUGCAAUGACUAUCUUUUUUGUUGUAGCUUAGCAUUGUAUUGUAGCUUAGCUGGGAAUUGUGUUAGCAGAGGAGGUAGUUCCUCAUGUUCCAUGGCCGGUUGGAGUAACAGACUUUGGAAUACUGGGAAUAUACAGUACCAUGCAGACGUGUUGGUACUGGAGGAGGAUAACAUCAUCACUGGUGACCAAUCACAUGUGGCAGUAUGCUCAGACAGGCUCCGCCCUCAUCCAGCUGACAGGUAUGCUGCUUGAUGCCGAUUGGUGCCAAACUCCUUGGGACAUCCAACUCUGACAUCACCCCAUUGAAGUUGAAAUUGAAAACAGUUAAGGUUAGGUUUAGGUAAGGGUUAGGGUUUAGGGUGGGGACGUCCCAAGGAUCCUCCUUAGCACCUACCCAUCUGAAAUGGCAACAGGUUCCUUUGAAAUAUUAUACAAUGUUAUUUGUCACAUGCUUUGUAAACAACAGGUGUGGACUAAUAGUGAAAUACUUUCUUACGGGCCCUUCCCAACAAUGCAGAGAGAAAUAAAAUGGAUUAAAAAAUGGAUACCCAAUGAGUAUACGUGUGUAUGUGGAGAGGAAGUCUCUUUAGAGUAUUGUGAUGCGCUAUUCAACUCUAACCUCUUUGGUUUUGAAUGGUAAAGUAAAGGUUAAAGAUGGCCACUUUUUCUAAACAAAAGAGUGAGUAAGGUAGGGAAAGAGAGAGAGAGGACAGAGAGGAAAAAAUAAAGUGACCAUCCCUCCGUCCUUGUCCGUCUGCUGUGGUUGAGUCAGGGUGACAUCAUCGUCUGCAGCGGGGUUCAUUGCAGGGUUUUUACUUUCCAUUCAUUCUCUCUUUUCUUGUUCACUCAUUUUAUUUGCUCGUACAUCCUGGCUGUCACUUCUCAGCUGCUUUCAUAAAUCCUCAACUCUCUCUCUUUCUGUUUUUCUCUCUAUAUAUACAGCUCUGGAAAAAAUUAAGAGACCACUGCAAAUUUUUCUUAAAUCAGCAUCUCUACAUGUAUGACAGCCAUUCCAUUCCAGUGUCUGUUGAAUUCCAACACAGGCACACCUCAUUCUACUGAAUUAGGUACUGAUUAGGUGAUCACCUGAACCAUAUCUUAUUUAACGAGGAAAGUAUAAAAACCACUGCUGUGGUCAUCACUAUCCUCUUGCAAUAGGACCAGCUGGAUGGCAAAAAGAGUGCUAAUAGUACCUCAAAAGGAAUAUUAAGCAAAAAAUAACUAUUGACCGUACCAAAAGAGUUGAAAAGGAAAGUUUUCAGUGAGGAAAAGAAGGGUUCAAUUCUGGCUUUACUGGCAGAGGGAUACAGUGAGCGUCAGGUUGCUUCCAUCCUUAAAAUUUCAAAGACGCGGUUUAUAAGAACAAGGUCAAGCAGCAGACAAUGGGGACAACAAAGCUACAGACCAGCAGAGGGCGAAAACAACUCUCUACUGACCGGGAUGACCACCAACUCAUUCGAAUGUCACUCAACAACCGUAGGAUGACAUCAAGUGACCUACAAAAAUAAUGGCAAACGGCAGCUGGGGUGAAGUGCACGGCGAGGACGGUUCGAAACAGGCUCCUAGGGGCAGGGCUGAAGUCGUGCAAACCUAGAAAAAAGCCCUUCAUCAAUGUGAAGCAAAGAAGAGCCAGGCUGAGGUUUGCAAAAGACCUUAAGGAUUGGACCAUAGAGGAUUGGAGUAAGGUCAUCUUUUCUGAUGAGUCCAAUUUUCAGCUUUGCCCAACACCUGGUCGUCUAAUGGUUAGACGGAGACCUGGAGAGGCCUACAAGCCACAGUGUCUCGCACCCACUGUGAAAUUUGGUGGAAGAUUGGUGAUGAUCUGGGGGUGCUUCAGCAAGGCUGGAAUCGGGCAGAUUUGUCUUUGUGAAGGACGCAUGUAUCAAUCCACGCACAAGGUUGUCCUGGAAGAAAACUUGCUUCCUUUUGCUCUGACAUUGUUCCCCAACUCUGAGGAUUGGUUUUUUUCCAGCAGGACAAUGCACCAUGCCACACAGCCAGGUCAAUCAAGGUGUGGAUGGAGGACCACCAGAUCAAGACCCUGUCAUGGCCAGCCCAAUCUCCAGACCUGAACCCCAUUGAAAACUUCUGGAAUGUGAUCAAGAGGAAGAUGGAUGGUCACAAGCCAUCAAACAAAGCCGAGCUGCUUGAAUUUUUGCGCCAGGAGUGGCAUAAAGUCACCCAACAUCAAUGUGAAAGACUGGUGGAGAGCAUGCCAAGACGCAUGAAAGCUGUGAUUGAAAAUCAGGGUUAUUCCACCAAAUAUUGAUUUCUGAACUCUUCCUAAGUUAGAAUAUUAGUAUUGUGUUGUUUAAAAAUGAACAUUAACUUAUUUUCUUUGCAUUAUUCGAGGUCUGACAACACUGCAUCUUUUUUUUUAUUUUGACCAGUUUGACCAAUAAAUGCUCUAAAUUACACUAUUUUUCUUUGGAAUUUGGGAGAAAUGUUGUCAGUAGUUUUAUAGAAUAAAACAAAAAUGUUAUUCUUACCCAAACACAUACAGUGAGGGAAAAAAGUAUUUGAUUCCCUGCUGAUUUUGUACGUUUGCCCACUGACAAAGACAUGAUCAGUCUAUAAUUUUAAUGGUAGGUUUAUUUGAACAGUGAGAGACAGAAUAACAACAACAAAAUCCAGAAAAACACAUGUCAAAAAUGUUAUAAAUUGAUUUGCAUUUUAAUGAGAGAAAUAAGUAUUUGACCCCCUCUCAAUCAGAAAGAUUUCUGGCUCCCAGGUGUCUUUUAUACAGGUAACGAGCUGAGAUUAGGAGCACCUAAUCUCAGCUUGUUACCUGUAUAAAAGACACCUGUCCACAGAAGCAAUCAGUCAAUCAGAUUCCAAACUCCCACCAUGGCCAAGACCAAAGAGCUCUCCAAGGAUGUCAGGGACAAGAUUGUAGACCUACACAAGGCUGGAAUGGGCUACAAGACCAUCGCCAAGCAGCUUGGUGAGAAGGUGACAACAGUUGGUGCGAUUAUUCGCAAAUGGAAGAAACACAAAAUAACUGUCAAUCUCCCUCGGCCUGGGGCUCCAUGCAAGAUCUCACCUCGUGGAGUUUUUUUUUUUUUUUUUAUUUUUUUUAUUUCACCUUUAUUUAACCAGGUAAACCAGUUGAGAACAAGUUCUCAUUUACAACUGCGACCUGGCCAAGAUAAAGCAAAGCAGUGCGAUAAAAACAACAACACAGAGUUACAUAUGGGGUAAAACAAAACAAAAAUCAAAAAAAAAAAAAUAUAUAUAUACACAACAGAAAUACAAUUAAUAUACAGUGUGCAAAUUUAGCAAGUUAUGGAGGUAAGGCAAUAAAAUAGGCUAUAGUGCAAAAUAAUUACAAUUUAGUAUUAACACUGGAAUGAUGUGCAAGAGAUGAUGUGCAAAUAGAGAUACUGGGGUACAGAUGAGCAAAAUAAAUAACAAUAUAGGGAUGAGGUAGUUGGGCGGGCUAAUUUCAGAUGGGCUGUGUACAGGUGCAGUGAUCGGUAAGGUGCUCUGACAACUGAUGCUUAAAGUUAGUGAGGGAGAUAAGUGUCUCCAGCUUCAGAGAUUUUUGCAAUUUGUUCCAGUUGCAAUGAUCAUGAGAACGGUGAGGAAUCAGCCCAGAACUACACGGGAGGAUCUUGUCAAUGAUCUCAAGGCAGCUGGGACCAUAGUCACCAAGAAAACAAUUGGUAACACACUACGCCGUGAAGGACUGAAAUCCUGCAGCGCCCGCAAGGUCCCCCUGCUCAAGAAAGCACAUAUACAGGGCCGUCUGAAGUUUGCCAAUGAACAUCUGAAUGAUUCAGAGGAGAACUGGGUGAAAGUGUUGUGGUCAGAUGAGACCAAAAUCGAGCUCUUUGGCAUCAACUCAACUCGCCGUGUUUGGAGGAGAAGGAAUGCUGUCUAUGACCCCAAGAACACCAUCCCCACGUCAAACAUGGAUGUGGAAACAUUAUGCUUUGGGGGUGUUUUUCUGCUAAGGGGACAGGACAACUUCACUGCAUCAAAGAGACGAUGGACGGGGCCAUGUACCGUCAAAUCUUGGGUGAAAACCUCCUUCCCUCAGCCAGGGCAUUGAAAAUGGGUUGUGGAUGGGUAUUCCAGCAUGACAAUGACCCAAAACACACGGCCAAGGCAACAAAGGAGUGGCUCAAGAAGAAGCAUAUUAAGGUCCUGUAGUGGCCUAGCCAGUCUCCAGACCUUAAUCCCAUAGAAAAUCUGUGGAGGGAGCUGAAGGUUUUAGUUGCCAAAUGUCAGCCUCGAAACCUUAAUGACUUGGAGAAGAUCUGCAAAGAGGAGUGGAACAAAAUCCCUCCUGAGAUGUGUGCAAAACUACAAGAAACGUCUGACCUCUGUGAUUGCCAACAAGGGUUUUGCCACCAAGUACUAAGUCAUGUUUUGCAGAGGGGUCAAAUACUUAUUUCCCUCAUUAAAAUGAAAAUCAAUUUAUAACAAUUUUGACAUGCGUUUUUCUGGAUUUCUUUGUUGUUAUUCUGUCUCUCACUGUUCAAAUAAACCUACCAUUAAAAUUAUAGACUGAUCAUGUCUUUGUCAGUGGGCAAACGUACAAAAUCAACAGGGGAUCAAAUACUUGUUUCCCUCACUGUACCUAUAAAUAGUAAAACCAGAGAAACGGAUAAUUUUGCAGUGGUCUCUUAAUUUUUUCCAGAGCUGUAUAUGUCUCUUUCUAUCUCUGUCUUUGUGGCCCCGUGUAUCAGAUAUUGUCUGUGUGUGUGUACAGUUGUCACGGCGAUCCUAUGGAUUCUGGCCAGUGUCCAGCUGGUCACAUAAGUUGUGUAAAGAUCUGUGUGAGAACGCAUCCUACUGUGUGUGUGUGUGUGUGCGUGCUGUAUUUAUAAAGCAAAUAGCUGUUUUAUUUCCUAAUCCUCAAAAUGCACAGUGGGAUCGACCGAAUGACCUACACACACCCCCACACCUCUCCCUCCCCCUGACGGAGUAUGGUUGUGGGAGGGUAGAAAGUGCUCCAGAAGCUCACCACAGGGGCAGCUAAAUAUAGAGGAGCUCAGGUCAUAACACACUAGAAGUAACACUGGAAUUAUUAUGGAAUACAGAGCAGGGCCAAGGAACACACACACACACCGAUGGAAAGAAGGUCUGGAGCAGAGCGACACAUACAUACAUACACACACACACACACAGACAGACACACACACACACACACACACAUAUAUAUAUAUAUACACACACACUCCUGCUUCCUACAGGCAGACUACUAGGAGCCUGUCUGAGUCUGGUCGCUAUUCUCCCAUCUGAUGUGUGUGUGUGUUUAUAAUUGAGUACUGGAGGGCUAGAGCUCUGAGGAGCUAUACAGUAUCAGUUGAGUGAAUUCACAGAGAACUACAAGGCUUUCACUGUAAAACUUUCUCAUCUCCACUACCUACUACACACACACACACACACACACACACACACACACACACCGUAAAGAUAGGCAUUGAGUUGGACAGAUAGCGGUGUGUUUGUUGAAUGAACAUCUCCUGAUUGAUCCAUCCCUAAAUCUCAUAUUUUCCAUUACAAAAUUACUGUGCUAUUAUUAUGAUAAGAUCAGUGGAGGCUGCUGAGGGGAGGACGGCUCAUAAUAAUGGCUGGAACGCUCCAGCCAUUACCACGAGCCCGUCCUCCCCAAUUUAGGUGCCACCAACCUCCUGUUGAUAAGACAGCUGGCAUGAUCGGCACAUUUCAGUGAUGAGUGUAGGCUACAGGCCUUUAUCACCCUAUCGUAGGACAUCUGUAAAUUAUCCAAAAUGUGUUAUUGUGUCAAACUGUUGCAACUUUUUGCAAAAUAAUUUCAUAGGAUAGCUACAUGCCCUAAAAUGCUGAACAUGUGAACAAUGUUUGCAGUCACAUUGAUUCCCAGGCCACCAGUUUAGUGAGAGGUUCCCCCAGUGCUGUCACAGAGCAAUUGACAGAAAUCAACUGUGCACAUAACAUUUUACUUUUAAAAUGAGGUGAAAUAUGAUUACUAUUGGUUGUGAAUAGGCUAUUGGGCAGUUGUUGAGCUGUUUUGUAACAGUUGUUUGUGUCUGGGUGUACAUAGUGUUUGUGUCUGGGUGUACAUAGUGUUUGUGUCUGGGUGUACAUAGUGUUUGUGUCUGGGUGUACAUAGUGUUUGUGUCUGGGUGUACAUAGUGUUUGUGUCUGGGUGUACAUAGUGUUUGUGUCUGGGUGUACAUAGUGUUUGUGUCUGGGUGUACAUAGUGUUUGUCUGGGUGUACAUAGUGUUUGUGUCUGGGUGUACAUAGUGUUUGUGUCUGGGUGUACAUAGUGUUUGGAUCUGGGUGUACAUAGUGUUUGUAUCUGAGUGUACAUAGUGUUUGUGUCUGAGUGUACAUAGUGUUUGUGUCUGAGUGUACAUAGUGUUUGUGUCUGGGUGUACAUAAUGUUUGUGUCUGGGUGUACAUAGUGUUUGUGUCUGGGUGUACAUAGUGUUUGUGUCUGGGUGUACAUAGUGUUUGUGUCUGGGUGUACAUAGUGUUUGUGUCUGGGUGUACAUAGUGUUUGUGUCUGGGUGUACAUAGUGUUUGUGUCUGGGUGUACAUAGUGUUUGUGUCUGGGUGUACAUAGUGUUUGUGUCUGGGUGUACAUAGUGUUUUUGUGUCUGGGUGUACAUAGUGUUUGUGUCUGGGUGUACAUAGUGUUUGUGUCUGGGUGUACAUAGUGUUUGUGUCUGGGUGUACAUAGUGUUUGUGUCUGGGUGUACAUAGUGUUUGUGUCUUGGUCGGCGUGUGUGUGUGUGCUCACUUACUCCUCUGUGAGGCGCUGUAACAUUGCAAAAGAGAGUAAUGACGUCAUCUCUCUCUCUCUCUGUCUCUCUGUCUCUCUCUCUCUUUCUCUGUGUAGUGGGUGCGUUGUCCUGGAUAACUCUAAGGACACAGAAGUAUGAGUUUGCAGGGAGAGGGAAAGAGAGAGUGAGAGAAAUAGAGAGGGGAGAAGGGCUCUGGUGGCAUAAUAGUACAUCAUAUAGUCCUAGCCCAACUCCUGCGGGAUAUGAUGAAGCUAUAUUUGACGGUUUAGUGAAGGACAGGUAGUGGUCUCAUUCUGUCAACACAUGACCAGGAAAUAAACCUCCCUUUCUAACUCUAAAACAGGUCUUUGUUAAAGUGUGAGUUUCUACUUCUACAGCCUCAAUGCUUCCUCUGUGUGCGUGUGUGUGUGUGUGUGUUCUUGCCUUAUACUCUUCAACAGUUACUCCAGUCAGACAAAAUCAAUGUCAUGUUUCCCAUUCUGAAAACGUUUUCUUUCUUUGACUGUAAUGCUGACAAAAUGAACCUCCUAUUCCCUAUACUCAAGAAAGAAAUACAAACUCAGACAUUUGAAUUGUACAACAAGUUGGAUAAAACUAUGCCUAUUCUUCCUGAAACCUUUUGAUGGAAGAAGAUAGGAUUUGAACAUUGGGAGUUUUGGUUUUAAAAAAUCACCUUUUGCUCUGUCAUCUUUCUAUGUGAUGUUUGAUCCUAAUCCUUCUGUCUUUCCUUCUCAUUUUCCCUCUCUUCUUCUCUCUCCAGGUUUUCGCAGAAAUGAAGACAUGAGAGCGAUGGAGGUGUUGCCUAUUCUAAAGGAAAAAGUUGCCUUCCUAUCAGGUGUGUGUGUGUGUGUGUGUGUGUGUGUGUGUGAGAGAGCGAGAGAAUCCUACUUGUUUCUUUCUUCAUAAACGAAGCUAAUAGAACAUGACACAUUUACACACUUACAGCUCCCAGGCAUGGAACUACACACACACACACACUCUGAGUGUGUGUAAUUAUAGCUGUGACCCGUGGCUACUGAGAGGUCAGACCCCAGACACUUGACCUUUGUCCCCUCGUCUGUUCUUCCUGCCAGUUCUCGACUAUUUUAGUGUUGAAAAUAUUUCUCAUCGAGCCGAAGCAGGAGGAACAAAUGUGUGUGUGCUUGUGUGUGUGUUUGUUUUUUACUGUUUGUGUCUGUGUGUCAUUCCUCUUCCUCUUUUGUCUGACUCCAUUCUCAUUCUGUGUGUAGCCAAGGUCACUGACAGACCAUAAUGAACAGAAGUAUGACUCAGAGAGAGAAAUAAUGAGAGGAAGAGAGAGGAGGUUCAGAGAGUGUGGUUGCUAUAGCGUUGAGUUACUGUCUGUCAUAACCAUUUCCCGUCAAUGCAUUUUGGAAAGUAAUUGGCUUUGAAAGGAGAGGAGCGGUUGAAGGAGAGGGAGGGAGGGAGGGAGGGAGAGAGAGAGAGGGUGUUGUAGGAAAUAAAGAAAUGUGGGGGUGGAGGGAGGUAUAGAUCGUAUAUCCAGAUACAAUUAGGCCUACGUAACAUACAUUAACAUAGUCAAACAAAUGACUAUAGGGUUUCUAUAGAAAUAGUUAUAUAUUUCUGUAUAUUGCUAUAUAGUUUUCCUGAUAAAAUCAUGUUUCCCCUACCUCUGAGUACCUGUUACUGAGAUGAUGCUGAUCAUACUCAUGGGAAUAUAACUCUCUGUUUCAGUCUAUGUCCACCAGGAGGCAGAGGUGUGUGUACGCUCCACUGUGCGCUAAGCUGACCGUUGACUGUUUUAUUAUGUGUGUUCCAGGGGGCAGAGACAGACGCGGAGGUCCAGUGUUAACGUUUCCGUCACGCAGUAACCACGACAGAAUACGAGCCGAUGACCUCAGAAGACUCAUAGCGUACCUCGCGGGCAUCCCCAAGUAUGUGUGUUUGUGUCUUCGGUACCUGCAUGCGUACAUAUUGUGUGUAUAUUUGUAUGGUUGGUUUAGUCUCUUGGAUGGGGCUGAGUGUUGAGAGAGAGAGAGAGAGAGAGAGAGAGAGAGAGAGAGAGAGAGAGAGAGAGAGAGAGAGGUGUGUGAACAACAGUGUCGCUCGCAGAGGCGGUACGGUUGCUAUAUCUGCUCAGUAGUAGUUGUUGUGAUGAUAGCUAAGUUUGAGUAGGUCUGUACGCUGCUGCUCUCUCCUUCUAGGUACGUCUUUCUCUCUCUCCUCAUUACAAAUCUCUUAACGGUUCUUCUCCUCUCUCGCUCUCUAUGUAAAUGAUAUGUAGAUCUCUCUCAGCUUUUUCUCUCUAUCCUCUGUAUAAUGUAUUUCUGUGUUUGUGUGUUCUCUCUUUCUUCCUAUAUCUCUCCCUCUCUAUCUCUCCCUCUCUCUGCUCAGUGUGUUGGGAGUCAGAGUUCUGUUUUAUUUUUAGUUUACCUGGAAAACAUCUGAAGACUGUCUUUAGCUGACAGACAGACAGGCAGAUGUUAGAGAGGACGGAAGGAUUGAUAGAAAGAGAAGGAAUCCAGAAAUAUAGAGGAUAGAGAGUCCAAAACGAAAAGGAGGGAAUAAGGGAUUGAGAGAGGCGUAAAGGAUAAAGAGAGAUGAAGGAUAGAUCCUAAAAGAGAGUGAGUGACAGAGAGAGGGAUUGUGUGUAUUCUCCUGAGAGAGAGAACUCUCUGGGGCUGAGUGUUGUAGUCAGCAGAGAGGGAUUGUGUGUAUUCUCCUGAGAGAGAGAGAGAACUCUCUGGGGCUGAGUGUUGUAGUCAGCAGAGAGCGGGAAUAAAGAAAAAGAGAGGGUGGGUUGAGUAGAUGCUGUUUAUUACUAGCCAUGCAGGGGAUGUAUGAUGCAGUGUGAGGUUAGUUUAACUACGGUCAUGAUGCUGAUGAUGGAUUCAGUCUCUUCUGCUUUGUUUUGGUCAUUCUACUGAGUGUUAGGUUGCACAUUUUCCUUAUCUGGCUGGAAAUCACUGUAGUUGUGUGUGUUUGUGUGCGCGUCCGUGCGUGCACCGUAGUGUGUGCUAUAUGUGCUUUUCACAGUACCGAAAAUGUGUCAUCACCAUCUCAUGGUUUGGUUUGACUCUCUCCCUACCUCAUCCCUUCUCUCUAUUUCUCUACCUCCCACUCAACCUCCUCCCUCUUUCUCUACCACUUAUCUCUGCCCCUCCCCUUUCCCACUCUCACUCUUUCACUGCCACCUCUCCCCCUCCUACCUUCUCUCUCUCUCCCACCUCCCUACCACCCACUCUCACUCUUUCGCUACCACCUUCCCUCCUCCCACCCCCUCCCUCAAUCCUUCCUGCUUCCCCUUCCCUGGUCCAGUGAGGAGGUAGUCAAGCAUGGCUUCACAGUCAUAGUGGACAUGCGAGGCAGUAAAUGGGACAGUAUCAAACCUCUACUGAAGAUCCUCCAGGAGUCGUUCCCCUGCUGUAUACACGUAGCGCUCAUCAUCAAACCAGACAACUUCUGGCAGAAACAACGCACCAACUUUGGAAGCUCCAAGUUCGAAUUUGAGGUAAGAUUACUGUUUUUACUUUAUUAAAUCGCAGAAAUUUGGUGUGCUUCAAACUCGAUUUUGAGGUAAACACUAAAUCAAUGGUUCAUAUUGUUUUUAGGGCUGUCAAGCAAUUAAACUAAUGAAUUGCAGGUAAUGGCAUUAGUUAAUCAAAAUUAAUCACAAUUUUAAAAUUUGCUCAAAUUUGGCCCAAAUAAAAAGCAGUGCAUUGAGUUAUAGCCAUACUAUAUUUUGAUUGGAAGGGAAUUAACACAAAAUAAUCUGUAUCAGAAUGUUUUAAUGGCAUUUUCACCAUACACAACACAAAAGCCACUAACAUACAGAUAGCUAUUAGGCCUAAUGCUCCCAAUGUUCAGGAAUUCUAAAUGAGUGUUCCAAUUUCUGAUUGGAAGGUUGACUCUAGGAAAUAAUAACUGGCUCUAUGGAUACAAAGAACAAAAAGCUUUUAAACCUGUCCAACAAUGUUAUGAAUUACACAGAAGACAAUAACAACCGAUCAGCCAGGUCUGAGUUCAUGUACAAUAUCAUACAGCUAUUACCUAGCCUAGGCUACUUAUCCAUGUUCUUCAACGUGAACUAGUCACAAGCUGCUAGUACUACAGUUGGGAUCAUUUGCUUAAAUCUUUUCACCUAUGAACAAAAACAAAAACAGUAGCCUAGCUAAAUGGAAUGUAUGUCCUGUUCUGAUUUAAAAUAAUUGUGGGAAGUUGGUUGAAUCAAGAGGCAUUCAGCCAUGGCAUUGUAAACAUUAUUUUGGUUAGCUAGCUAGCUAACGUUAGCACAACGAGCUAGCUACUUCUGUACAAAUUAUGUUUUUGCUGUUAUCUAAAGAAACGCCUGGGAAUGUGUUCGUGGUUGAACUUUCUGUAAGUUUUGCUUCAAACUGGUUGCUCAAAGAAGCACGCAUAGUGGAUGUUUAAGUACCACAGUAGACGGGUUGGCUGACAACGUCACGAAAAUGAUGCGCGCGCAUCAUUGUUGUUAUGAUUCUGAACCGUCAGAUAUUACAAGAAGCUGCCACGUGGGGAAUCAUUGAUGGCUCUUUUCAGCUAGCCAUAUCUUGUUCUUGAAACCAUGUCUUGUUUUGAUGUGUUUUGCUUUAUUUCAUGUCCAUACAAAAAUGUACUAGUUAGCUAACCAAUAACUGUAACAAUGUAUUUGAGAGACAACAAGUGCUCAUUGUGCAAAUGUAUUUAUGUUUUCAAUAAACAUUUGGUGAUGCAUACAGCAUGUUGUCAACAAUCUAUGCCAACCCCAACUGUUUUGGGCAAAAAUUGCACUCGCGUCGGUUUUGUUGCUAAACAACCAACCCGUCUAUAGAGACAAACAGCUAAUGAGACCGAUUGCACACGGUAUUAAGAGUGUGUGCGUGUUUGAUGCGUUUAAAAUGGUGUGUGCGUGUUUGUUGCGCUUGAAAGGGUCCGUGCGCUGAAGAAAUGAACAUGCGAUUUUGCAGCAUUCAAAAAAAUCUGCAUAAAAAAUGCCAUGCGUUAACGCGUUAUUAACGUGUUAAUGUGUUGUCUUUGACAGCCCUAAUUGUUUUAUUAUGGCCUUUUUUGUUCCUCCAAUGCAUUUUAAUACCAGUGCCUUUGCCGUAGCAUAGCAAACCCAACAGCAAUAGGGUAUGGUGUGUGUUGACUUAGCAUAGCAAACCCAACACGAAUAUGAUAUGGUGUGUGUUGACUUAGCAUAGCAAACCCAACAGCAAUAUGGUAUGGUGUGUGUUGAUUUAGCAUAGCAAACCCAACAGCAAUAUGGUAUGGUGUAUGUUGACUUAGCAUAGCAAACCCAAUAGCAAUAUGGUAUGGUGUGUGUUGACUUAGCAUAGCAAACCCAACAGCAAUAUGGUAUGGUGUGUGUUGAUUUAGCAUAGCAAACCCAACAGCAAUAUGGUAUGGUGUAUGUUGACUUAGCAUAGCAAACCCAAUAGCAAUAUGGUAUGGUGUGUGUUGACUUAGCAUAGCAAACCCAACAGCAAUAUGGUAUGGUGUGUGUUGACUUAGCAUAGCAAACCCAACAGCAAUAUGGUGUGUGUUUACUUAGCAUAGCAAACCCAACAGCAAUAUUGUAUGGUGUGUGUUCACUGUCAGUUUGAGGUCUUCUGCUAUAUUAUACUCUGCUGUAUUACAUUUUUGAUUUAGAAUCACAAUGGGAUAUUGUUUAGAGCUGCUUGUUUUGACACACACACACACACACACACAAGCUGCUGUUUUCAAUUGUUUUUGAUAGGCUUGUAGGCUUGACUACUUCUAUGUAAACUUCUAUGUAAUAGUGUUGAAAAUCCUGCAGAGCAAUGCAAUAAUGUAAUGGAGCGCUAUGCUAUUUGGUUUGAUUUCUAUACAGUUUUAUUUGCUGUGUCUAAUGUGAUGUGUGGCGCUCUACUUUUUGUUGUUGUAUUAAGUUAACACCCACAGUCGCACACACACACGCAUGCACACACACACCCUGUUAGAGCAGUAACGCUGGUGUAUUGGAUUGUUUCGAUUGGUUGAUGGUGUGUGAAGCCAUGUGUCACUGUCAGCCAGUCACCACAGGGCAAAACACACACACACAAUUAAACACCACCGCUCUUUCUACCCUGCUGUGUGUGUGUGUGUGUGUGUGUGUGUGUGUGUGUGUGAGGCCAUGCAUGCGUCUGUGUAUGUGUGUGUAUUUUUCAGCACCACAUUUUGCUCAGUAAAAUCACUUUUCCGGCCAAUGCUGGGUUAUGCUUUUAAAAUGUGAACAUGAAAUAUUAACAUUCCAUUAGGAGCUGGAACAGAUGGAACAUUACUCUAGAAGAGAUGGAGGGAAUAGAGAGAGAUGGAGAGAUGCAUUCUAACCUGGACUUGUCAAUAGAAGAUAACUGUUGUGAUUUUCUCCUUCUCUCUGCCUUUCUUUGGAUUUAGAGGGCUUCUCAUCUUUAACUCUCUGUCACUCUCAUUCUGACUAUAAUCCUGCCCACGGAAGGCUUUGUCAGGUUUCUCCUCAUCGCUCGCUCCUCUCUCUAUCCUUCAAUCUGACACAGAGCGUGGGUGUUAACCUUGCUGUGUGGGUUAGUAUUAUCUUGGCAACAUAAAGCACUUGAGAAUGGAUACAAUCUCUCCCAUAUUUCUCAAUCUGUAUAGACAUGGCUUUACCUUUUCUGAGAUAAAAGUUUUCUAAAUGUCCCCGAAAAACAUUAUAUGAACUCAUCAGACUCUAUCAAGAUGAAGAGAGAGGGAGAAUGAGACCUCAGAAUCAUUUAUUUCUGACCCCUCCCCUUUUUGUCACAGCCAAUCAAAUGUGUCUGUCUGAGUGUCUGAAUCACCAUUAGUGUUGUGUGGGUGACUGACAGUGGGCAUUGAACUUCUCCUCGUCCUGUCUACCAUUGUUAACCAGAAAGCUGUGAUGAUUAUUUUGGAAUUGAUUAAAACCUUCUCUAUCCCUCCCUCUCUUCCGUUUCUUUCCCUUCCCUCUUCAUCUUUCCACCUCAUCUCUCUCUCUCCCUCCCCCCAUGUCUCCCCUCUCUUAUUCUCUCUAGACUACCAUGGUAUCGUUGGAGGGUCUAUCUAAGGUGGUUGACCCCUCCCAGCUGACCGCUGACUUCGAGGGAAGUCUGGAAUACAACCAUGAUGAGUGGAUCGAGGUACAACCUGCCAAUUAAUCAAUCAAUAAAUCAAUGGUUUGCAAACAUUUUUUUAGAUAAGAGAUAUAGAUAGAACCUAAAAUAUACACACACACACUGUAGCUGUCUUAGUCAGUACUACAACCAGAAGUCAAUCAAUCCAUCCAUAUCUGCGUUCUUUUCCAGGUGCGGAUUGCUUUUGAGGAGUUUACGGGGCACGCGGGUCACAUGUUGUCGAGGCUGGAGGAGAUGCAGGAGGUGGUGGCGAGGAAAGACUUCCCCACGGACCUGGACGGGGCGCGGCGCAUGAUAGAGGAACACGCCACGCUGAAGAAGAAGGUCAUCAAAGCUCCUAUAGAGGAACUGGAUACGGAGGGACAGAGGUAGGCUAUGCACCACACGUACACGGGCACACACACAUUGACACAGACAUGCGGGCGCACACUCACUCACAAACAGACUGAUAGUGAUGCUACUUUUCCACUGCUGAUGAUGUGUCUGUAUGUUGUUUCACGUUGUGUCCCCUCUGUCUGUGUGUGUCCUCUCCCAGGUUGCUGCAGCGUAUCCAGAGCAGUGAGUCGUACAGGAACUCUAACGCCAGCGGUGUGUGUAACGCUGACUCCCAGGGGCUGGUGCCGCGUGUCGCCACCCUGCUGGACAAACUACACACCACACGUCAACACCUCCACCAGGCCUGGCACAUCAGGAAACUCCAGCUGGACCAGUGCUUCCAGCUACGCCUCUUCGAACAGGACGCUGAGAAGGUAUCAUGGAUGGAUGGAUGGAUGGAUGGUAAAGGAAAAGAAAAGUGCAACAGUUACUAGUACUAGUAUGAUUUUUUGUGUGUGUGAAGUGGGGGUGAAUAGGUCCAGUGUAAUAGACUGAUAAAUAGGGGAUACAAGAUGGAUCGUUUCAGUAAAGUAGACAGAUUGCAGUGUUGGACUGCGGUAAGGGCUUGUUGCUAGGACACCAUAGACAGUAGUUGGCUCUGAAGCCUGUUGGUUUUCUCUUAUGACACUCAGUCCAUCGCUCUUCUCCCUGUGCUUUGUGCAGAUACAUCUACACACACACACACAUACAUUUACAUUUACAUUGUAGUCAUUUAGCAGACACUCUUAUCCAGAGCGACUUACAGUUAGUGAGUGCAUACACACGUGCAAGCAAGUUUUUUUGCGCACUCAUGUUUCUACAUGCACAUGUGCAAGCAUACACACUCAACACAUACAGUACACACAAAGAUACACAAACACACUCUACCAUCUGCAGCUGUUGGCUGCCUGUCAUAUCCCAUCUCUAAUGUGUGUGUGUGUGUGACUUUUCUACAGAUGUUUGAUUGGAUUAUGCACAACAAGGGUCUGUUCCUAGCCGGCUACACAGAGAUCGGCAACAACCACCCUCACGCCAUGGAGCUACAGACGCAACACAACCACUUCGCUAUGAACUGCAUGGUAAGAACACACAGACCACAGUCGACACACGCAAUCACACACACACGCACACACUGAGCAGCGGGCUAUUAGAUAACUAGAAGCUGUGUCCAUACUGGCUUACAUAAUGGUUAUGAAAUUGAUUACUUUAAAGAGGCAAUCUGCAGUUGCUACAGUACAUACAGUGCAUUGGGAAAGUAUUCAGACCCCUUCUCUUUUUCCACAUUUUGUUACAUUACAGCCUUAUUUUAAAAUGGAUUAAAUUAAAAAAAAUCCUCAUCAAUAUACACACUGCCUCAUAAUAACAAAGCAAAAACAGGUUUUUAGAUAUGUUUGCAAAUUUAUUAAAAAUAAAAACACAGAAAUACCUUAUUUACAUAAGUAUUCAGACCCUUUGCUAUGAGACUCGAAAUUGAGCUCAGGUGCAUCCCGUUUCCAUUGAUAAUCCUUGAUGUUUCUACAACUUGAUUGGAGUCCACCUGUGGUAAAUUCAAUUGAUUGGACAUUAUUUGGUAAGGCACACACCUGUCUAUAUAAGGUCCCACAGAUGACAGCGCAUGUCAGAGCAAAAACCAAGCUAUGAGGUCGAAGGAAUUGUCCGUAGAGCUCCGAGACAGGAUUGUGUUGAGGCACAGAUCUGGGAAAGCGUACCAAAAAAUGGCUGCAGCAUUUGAAGGUCCCAAAAAAUGCAGUGGCCUCCAUCAUUCUUAAAAGGAAGAAGUUUGGAUCCACCAAGACUCUUUCUAGAGCUGGCUGCCUGGCCAAACUGAGCAAUCAGGGGAGAAGGGCCUUGGUCAGGGAGGUGACCAAGAACCCGAUGGCCACUCUGACAGAGCUCCAGAGUUCCUCUGUGGAGAUGGGAGAACCUUCCAGAAGGACAACCGUCUCUGCAGCACUCCACCAAUCAGGCCUUUAUGGUAGAGUGGCCAGACGGAAGCCACUCCUCAGUAAAAGGCACAUGACAGCCCGCUUGGAGUUUGCCAAAAGGCACCUAAAGACUCUCAAACAAGAUUUUCUGCUGAUGAAACCAAGAUUGAACUUUUUGGCCUAAUGCCAACCGUCACCUCUGGAGGAAACCUGGCACUAUCCCUACGGUGAAGCAUGGUGGUGGCAGUAUCAUGCUGUGGGGAUGUUUUUCAGCUGCAGGGACUGGGAGACUAGUCAGGAUCGAGGGAAAGAUGAACGGAGCAAAGUACAGAGCGCUCAGGUCCUCCGACUUGGGCCAAGGUUCAUCUUCCAACAGGACAACGACCCUAAGCACACAGCCAAGACAACGCAGGAGUGGCUUCGGGACAAGUCUCUGAAUGUCCUUGAGUGGCCCAGCCAGAGCCCGCACUUGAACCCGAUCGAACAUCUCUGGAGAGACCUGAAAAUAGCUGUGCAGCAACGCUCCCCAUCCAACCUGACAGAGCUUGAGAGGAUCUGCAGAGAGGAAUGGGAAAAACUCCCCAAAUACAGGUGUAACCAAGCUUGUAGCGUCAUACCCAACAAGACUCAAGGCUGUAAUCGCUGCCAACGGUGCUUCAACAAAGUACUGAGUAAAGGGUCUGAAUACUUAUGUAAAUGUGAUAUUUCAGUUUUUUAUAUUUAAUACAUUUGAAAAUAAUUAUACAAACCUGUUUUUGCUUUGUCAUUAUGUGGUAUUGUGUGUAGAUAGACAAAAAAAAAGAAUGUAAUCUAUUUUAGAAUAAGGCUUUAACGUAACAAAAUGUGGAAAAAGUCAAGGGGUCUGAAUACUUUCCAAAUGCACUGUACGUUUUCUGAAUGCCUUGUUAUUGUUUGAACUCUGGAUUGCCCCUUUAAAGCAGGAGAUGAAUCUAAUGUAUUGCCUCAGCUAGAUGAUGACUCUGCAGAUGGAAACUCACUGACAUUUAGCUCUGCACUAAAAUCAAUGCAACCGCUCUCUGUCUCUCUGUGUCUCUCUCUCUCUCUGGUGUGCACACAUACCCUGAAUAGUUCAGAUGCUCUGAGGCUAGGUCAGUCGUGACUCCAUAAGUAGCGAUUACAAAGCUGUCAUCCUUGCAUCACUCAAUCCUUUUAUUUAUUUUUUACCUUCAGAAGAAUCGGUGUGAUCCACUAACAUAGAUUUUAUGUCCUUUACUAGUGAGUCUUUUUUUGUAUGGACUUAGUGCUUACUCCAAUUCUUUUGUUUUUGUCUUGUUGUGAAAUAUCUGUAUGUUUAUUAUCUGAAUAGCAAAAUAAACCAAAUCAAUCUCUUCCUCUCUCUCUCUCUCCCCACCCCGUCCCCCUCUCUCUCCCUCCCCCCUUCCCCCUAUCUCUCCCCCUCUCUCUCCCUCACCCCGUCCCCCACUCUCUCCCUCCGCCUCUCUCUCCUCCCCCUUCCCCUCCCCCCCGCUCUCUCCCCCUCACUCCUCCCUCUCCACCCCCCUCCUCGACCUCCUCUCCCUCACCCCUUCCCCCCUCUCCGCUCCCUUACCCCGUCCCCCCCCCCUCCUCUCUCCUCCCCCCUUCAGUCCCCCUCUCACUCUCCUCCUCACCCGUCCCCUCCUCUCCCUCUCCCCCUCCCUCUCCUCACCCCCGUCCACCCGCUCUCUCCCUCCACCCUUCCUACCCUGUCCCCCACUCUUUCCCUCACCCUCUCAUAUCCAUCACCCCUUCCCCCUCUCUCUCCCUCACCCCGUCCUCCUCGCUCUCCCUCCCCCCUUCCCCACCACGUCCCCCUCUCUCUCUCCCCCCUUCCUCACCCCGUCCCCCUCUCUCCUCCAUCCUCUACAGAAUGUGUAUGUGAACAUCAACAGGAUAAUGUCAGUGGGUAACAGGCUGUUGGAGUCGGGUCACUAUGCCUCGGUGCAGAUUAAACAGAUCUCAGGUCAGCUGGAAGCGGAGUGGAAAGCCUUCGCAGCUGCCCUGGACGAACGUAGCACACUGCUGGAGAUGUCUGCCGCCUUCCACCAGAAAUGUGACCAGGUGGGUGGUGGUGUGAACAUAUACGCAUAUGCAGGAACACACACACACACACACACACACACACACACACACACACACACACACACACACAUACAGAGAAUUGAUUAGUUUGUUUAAUUCCAAAUACAGAAUCUGGGCGGUCCUCUUUCCCAAUAGGAAUAUUCCAUAUGAUUAUUUUCAUGUUCCACAGUUAAAGAAAGAAAAAUGUGCAUUUUCCAGGGAAUUGAACCAUUUCCCAUAGAUACUAGUUCACAAAGCCUCUCUUUGUGUAUUCUGAUUGCUCGAGGGCAGGCACAUGGAGAAUACAUGCAUACGCUCAUACACACAUACACACACAUCCCCUUGUGUGUGUGAUCAGUGUAUGAUGAGGGCGUGCAGUGAGAUUAACCUUUGAUUAGAAUCCUACUGUCUUGGUAUGUUUAAUAUUCCCACAUGAGGCAUCUUUUUUAAUUUUAUUCUUUGCUAUGUUUUCCCUCUAUUGUCCCAAUAAUUUACAGAGAUCUAACCUAGCCAUGUGAAAUCCAGGUCAUCAUGGUAGAAUAAUGCAGCGAAUCUCAGAAUAAUACAGAAUAGAACAAUAUACAGUAUAUACCUUUUAUAGUGUGUGUGUUUUAUGUUGUCUGCAGUGUAUAAAUCGUGUGUGUGUGUGUGUUUAUAUAAUGUAUGUCACAGGAGGUUGGUGGCACCUUAAUUGGGGAGGACGGGCUCAUAGUAAUGGCUGGAACGGAAUUAAUGGAAUGGUAAUCAAACACAUCAAAGACAUGGUUUCCAUUUGUUUGAUACCAUUCCAUUCACUCCAUUCCAGCCAUUAUUUCGAGCCGCCCUCCUCUCAGCAGCCUCCUGUGACGUAUGUAUAAUGUGUGUCGUCUCUCUCUACAGUACAUGAGUAAUGUGGACUCGUGGUGUAAAGCGUGUGGAGAGGUGGAUCUACCCUCGGAGCUCCAGGACCUAGAAGACGCUAUCCACCACCACCAGGGCCUCUACGAACACAUCACUGCUGCCUACUCAGAGGUAAACGGCACUGCUGCAUACCCAGAGGUAACAUACCUGCGUGUGGGUGUGGGUGAGGUGUCACUAGCAAGUUCUAUACCAACACGUGUGUACGUGUGUGUUUGUAUGUAUGUGCUCACGCCUUCCUCCCUCCCCAGGUCAGCCAGGACGGUAAGGCCUUAUUGGAUAAGCUCCAGCGCCCUCUGACCCCGGGGGGAGCUGAUUCGCUGACGGCCUCGGCCAACUACAGUAAGGCGGUGCACCACGUGCUGGAUGUGAUACACGAGGUGCUGCACCACCAGAGACAACUGGAGAAUAUCUGGCAACACCGCAAAGUCCGCCUGCACCAGAGGCUCCAGCUGUGUGUGUUCCAGCAAGACGUACAGCAGGUGUGUACUAGUUCUGUUCCUGUGUGGCUCAGUUGAGAAGAGCCUGGCUCUAGCAACGCCAAGGUCGUGGGUUCAAUACCCGCAGGGAUCACAUAUAGAGCCUUUAGAAAGUUUUCAUACCCCUUGACUUAUUCCACAUUUUGUUGUGUUACAGCCUAAAUUCAAAAUACACACAAUAUCCCAUAAUGACAAAGUGAAAACAUGUUUUUAGAAAACUUUGCAAAUUGAUUGAAAAUGAAAUACACUCAUAUGACUCACACCCCUGAGUCAAUACUUUGUAGAAGCACCAUUAGCAGUGAUUACAGCUGUGAGUCUUUCUGGGUAAGUCUUUAAGACACUCAGGAACAUUCAAUGUCAUCUUGGUAAGCAACUCUAAUGUAUAUUUGGCCUUGUGUUUUAGGUUAUUGUCCUGCUGAAAGGUGAAUUUGUCUCCCAGUGUCUGUUUUAAAGGAGACUGAACCAGGUUUUCUUCUAGGACUUUGCCUGUGCUUAGUGCUAUUCCGUUUCUUUUUAUCUUAAAAAAACACACUAAUCCUUGCUGAUGACAAGCAUGACCAUAACAUGAUGCAGUCACCACCAUGCUUGAAAAUAUGAAGAGUGGUACUCAGUGAUGUGUUGUUGGAUUUGCCCCAAACAUAACGCUUUGUAUUCAGGACAUAAAGUUAAUUUCUUUGCCACAUUUUUAGCAGUUUCACUAAAGUGCCUUAUUGCAAACAGGAUGCAUGUUUUGAAAUAUUUGUAUUCUGUACAGGCUUCCUUCUUUUCACUCUGUAAUUUAGGUUAGUAUUGUGGAGUAACUAACCAUCCUCAGUUUUCUCCUAUCACAGCCAUUAAACUCUGUAACUGUUUUAAAGUCACCAUUGGCCUCAUGGUGAAAUCUCUGAGCGGUUUCAUUUUUUUACAUUUACAUUUUAGUCAUUUUGUCAUUUAGCAGACGCUCUUAUCCAGUGCAUACAUUUUUCAUACUGGUUUCCUUCCUCUCCGGCAACUGAGUUAGGAAGGACGCUUGUAUCUUUGUAGCUCAAUUGGUAGAGCAUGGCGCUUGUAACGCCAGGGUAGUGGGUUCGAUCCCCGGGACCACCCAUACGUAAAAAUGUAUGCACACAUGACUGUAAGUCGCUUUGGAUAAAAGCGUCUGCUAAAUGGCAUAUUAUUAUUAUUAUUAUUAUUAUUAUUAAUUAAUAAUUUCACCAUGCUCAAAGAUAAAUAUACAGUACCAGUCAAAAGUUUGGACACACCUACUCAUUCACAGGUUUUUCUUUAUUUUUACUAUUUUCUACAUUGUAGAAAAAUAGUGAAGACAUCAAAACUAUGAAAUAACACAUAUGGAAUCAUGUAAUAACGAAAAAAGUGUUAAACAAAUCAAAAUAUAUUUUAUAUUUGAGAUUCUUCAAAUAGCCACCCUUUGCCUUGAUGACAGCUUUGCACACUCUUGGCAUUCUCUCAACCAGCUUCAUCUGGAAUGCUUUUCCAAUAGUCUUGAAGGAGUUCCCACAUAUGCUGAGCACUUGUUGGCUGCUUUUCCUUCACUCUGCCGUCUGACUCAUCCCAAACCAUCUCAAUUGGGUUGAGGUCAGGGGAUUGUGGAAGCCAAGUCAUCUGAUACAGCACUCCAUCACUCUCCUUCUUGGUAAAAUAGCCCUUACACAGCCUGGAGGUGUGUUGGGUCAUUGUCCUGUUGAAAAACAAAUGAUAGUCCCACAAAGCCCAAACCAGAUGGGAUGGCGUAUCGCUGCAGAAUGCUGUGGUAGCCAUGCUGGUUAAGUGUGCCUUGAAUUCUAAAUAAAUCACAGACAGUGUCACCAGCAAAGCAACCCCACACCAUAACACCUCCUCCUCCAUGCUUUACGGUGGGAACUACAGAUGCAGAGAUCUUCCGUUCAAACACACAGCGAUUUGAAACAAAAAUGUCCAUUGCUCGUGUUUCUUGGCCAAGCAAGUCUCUUCUUCAUAUUGGUGCCCUUUAGUAGUGGUUUAUUUGCAGCAAUUCAACCAUGAAGGCCUGAUUCACACAGUCUCCUCUGAACAGUUGAUGUUGAGAUGUGUCUGUUACUUGAACUCUGUGAAGCAUUUAUUUGGGCUGCAAUUUCUGAGGCUGGUAACUGUAAUGAACUUAUCCUCUGCAGCAGAGGUAACUGUGGGUCUUCCAUUCCUGUGGCGGUCCUCAUGAGAGCCAGUUUCAUCAUAGCGCUUGAUGGUUUUUGCGACUGCACUUGAAGAAACUUUCAAAGUUCUUGACAUUUUCCGUAUUGACUGACCUUCAUGUCUUAAAGUAAUGAUGGACUGUCGUUUCUCUUUGCUUAUUUGAGCUGUUCUUGCCAUAAUAUGGACUUGGUCUUUUACUAAAUAGGGUUAUCUUCUGUUCUUUUUUUUACUUUACCCAUCUACCAAUAGGUGCUCUUCUUUGUGAGGCAUUGGAAAACCUCCCUGGUCUUUGUGGUUGAAUCUGUGUUUGAAAUUCACUGCUCAACUGAGGGACCUUACAGAUAAUUGUAUGUGUGGGGUACAGAGAUGAGGUAGUCAUUCAAAAAUCAUGUUAAACACUAUUAUUGCGCACAGAGUGAGUCCAUGCAACUUAUUAUGUGACUUGUUCAGCACAUUUUUACUCCUGAAUUGAUUUAGGAUUGCCAUAAGAAAGGGUUUGAAUACUUAAUGACUCAAGACAUUUUCAUUUACAUUUCGAAAAAAAACAUAAUUCCACUUCGACAUUACGGGGUAUUGUGUUUGUAGGCCAGUGAUAAAAACAUCUGAAUUUAACCCAUUUUAAAUUCAGACUGUAACACAACAAAAUGUGGAUAAAGUCAAGGGGUGUGAAUACUUUCUGAAGGCACUGUACAUGAUACACAUACUAGAAAUGUAUGGACACACUCACCGUCGUUGCCAAGGUAACUGUUGCCAUGGUGACACUGCUGGCCAGUAUUCAGAUGAGGGGUAUUCUGCCAAGUGGUAGAGGGAUACAGAAAGAUCUGAGGAGGGAGAGAGCAGGACAAGGAAGGUGUGAAGAGGGAGAAAGAAAGGAGGGUGGGACGGACGGGAGGGUUUUGUUUAUUUUUCGUAGCAGGUUUAGGAGAACUUAAGCAGCAGGUUAGGAGAAUUAACAUAGCAGGUUAGGAAAACAGUUAGGGUUAGCUAAAAUGCAAAAAAAAUGCUUUUGACAUCAAUUUUACAAAAGCUGUAUCCCAUCUAGACAGGACCAGAUGGGAGGGAACUCAUCCUCUCUCAUCUCCCUCUGCCAGGGAUGUAGCUCAGUUGGUAGAGCAUGGCGUUUGCAACGCCAGGGUUGUGGGUUCGAUUCCCACGGGGGGCCAGUUUAAAAAAGAUAAUGUAAGUCGCUCUGGAUAAGAUCGUCUGCUAAAUGGCUAAAACUUAAAAUGUAAAUGUAAAUGCCUACUGACUGGAGUAGUGUGCUGUUCUGUCUAUCAACCCUAGAGCUCCCCUAGUGUUGGACUGGCAGCAUGACACUCCAUUUUUCCUGUGGCCCACAGCCUGAACUUCUAUGCCACUUAGCUAACUGUGCAUGCUUGUGUUUGUGCAGGUUCUGGACUGGAUAGAGAACCAUGGGGAGGCUUUCCUCAGUAAACACACAGGCGUUGGGAAGUCCCUCCAUCGAGCCAGAGCACUACAGAAACGACAUGAGGACUUCGAGGAGGUCGCCCAGGUAGGAUAGAACCCCUCUGCUUUUACCCUUUCUCUCUCUAUCACAUACUCCAUCUAUCUCUAUCUUUUCACUAAAUAUAUCCAGUGAAGUUUCUCUCCUCCUCUCCUCCCUUUCUCUUGUUAACUGUCCUCCCUCUUUCCUUCUCUCCCUCUCUGUCUCUCCCCAUCCUCUCUCUUUCUCUGUGUAAUUGUUCUCUCCCCCAUCCAGAACACCUAUACUAAUGCCGAUAAGCUGCUGGAGGCAGCGGAGCAGCUGGCCCAGACAGGAGAGUGUGAUCCAGAGGAGAUCUACCAGGCAGCCCACCAGCUAGAGGACCGCAUCCAGGACUUUGUUAGGAGGGUGGAGCAACGCAAAGUCCUGCUCGACAUGUCUGUCGCCUUCCACACACACGUCAAAGAGGUACAAAGUGUGUGUGUGUGUGGGGGGGGGGGGGGGGGUUGUGUGAGUGUGCGCGCAUACUCAAGUAGCUCAACAUUAUACUGGAUUGUGUGUAUGUGCGACAUGAUGGAUAGGUGUUUGUGUGUGUGUAUUAACCCUCUCUGUGUCCCUAGCUGUGGACGUGGUUGGAGGAGCUGCAGAAGGAGUUAUUAGAUGAUGUGUAUGCUGAGUCUGUGGAGGCGGUGCAGGACCUGAUCAAACGCUUCAGCCAGCAGCAGCAGACCACCCUGCAGGCCACUGUCAACGUCAUCAAGGAGGGAGAGGACCUCAUCCAGCAGCUCAGGUAGAGAACACACACCCACGGGCUGGGACAAACACACACACACACACACACACACGCACUCACAGGGACAGACGUGCACACACACAAAAUAAAUUGGAAGUAACUGAGCAAAAGAUGAAAGUUUCAGAGAGUGGGCAGAAGGUGAGUAGGAUGGAAGAGACAACAGGAGGAGAGAGAGAACAACAGCCUCCCAUAGCGAACUGGCAGAGGGGAGAGAGAGAACAACAGCCUCUUCCCAUAGCGAACUGGCAGAGGGGAGAGAGAGAACAACAGCCUCUUCCCAUAGCGAACUGGCAGAGGAGAGAGAGAACAGCAGCCUCCUCCCAUAGCGAACUGGCAGAGGAGAGCGAGAACAGCAGCCUCCUCCCAUAGCGAACUGGCAGAGGAGAGCGAGAGAACAACAGCCUCCUCCCAUAGUGAACUGGCAGAGGAGAGAGAGAACAACAGCCUCCUCCCAUAGUGAACUGGCAGAGGGAAGCGAGAGAACAACAGCCUCCUCCCAUAGCGAAAUGGCAGAGGAGAGAGAGAACAGCAGCCUCCUCUCAUAGCGAACUGGCAGAGGGGAGAGAGAGAACAACAGCCUCCUCCCAUAGCGAACUGGCAGAGGGGAGAGAGAGAACAACAGCCUCCUCCCAUAGCGAACUGGCAGAGGAGAGAGAGAGAACAACAGCCUCCUCCCAUAGCGAACUGGCAGAGGGGAGAGAGAACAACAGCCUCCUCCCAUAGUGAACUGGCAGAGGAGAGAGAGAACAACAGCCUCCUCCCAUAGCGAACUGGCAGAGGAGAGAGAGAGAACAACAGCCUCCUCCCAUAGCGAACUGGCAGAGGGGAGAGAGAACAACAGCCUCCUCCCAUAGUGAACUGGCAGAGGAGAGAGAGAACAACAGCCUCCUCCCAUAGCGAACUGGCAGAGGAGAGAGAGAGAACAACAGCCUCCUCCCAUAGCGAACUGGCAGAGGGGAGAGAGAACAACAGCCUCCUCCCAUAGUGAACUGGCAGAGGAGAGAGAGAACAACAGCCUCCUCCCAUAGCGAACUGGCAGAGGGGAGAGAGAAAGGGAAUAGAAAGGAGAGAUGACAAGGAGUAGGAGGUUGACAGUUAGAGAGCUGCGUGUAUUUGACUGCUCUGACCAUGAUUCUGGUUGUAUUUAUAUCAAGUGUGUGGGGUGAAACCUAGCCCUCACAGACACACACACACAAACUGAAGCGAUCUCUCUUUCUCUCUCUCCCUGGUGUAUUCUCUCCUCUGAGUGUUGUUACAUAAUGCUGGUUUCAUAACAGUGUGGCUAAUUGUGUAACAUCUCCCAGGACUCUGCUACAACAUUGUGUGUGUGAGAGAUUAGAGGAGUGUGUGCACGUGUGUGUGUGUGUUAUUAUACAAUGAUUGAAGCAGUGCCAGUGAAAUUACCUCUGCACCGAAUAAUUUUGUGUGUGUGUGUGUACGUUUUCUGCAUUGUGUGUGUGUUCUCUCGUGUCGUAGGGACUCUGCUAUCUCCAGUAACAAGACUCCCCACAACAGCUCUAUCAACCACAUAGAGAGUGUGUUGCUGCAGCUGGAUGAGGCCCAGGCUCAGAUGGAGGAGCUGUUUCAGGAGAGGAAGAUCAAACUAGAACUCUUCCUGCAGCUACGCAUCUUCGAGAGGGACGCCAUUGACGUGAGUGUGUGGAAAGGGUUUCUGUGGCAGAGGUGGUUCUGGUAAAGUACCCUUGUCUAGGCUUUAGCUCAGUGAGCUAACACAGUCUUGAGUCUUCAGAUGACCUGAUUCAUGUCAUACACGUGUGUGUGAUGUAUGUAUCCUCACCUUGAGUGUGUACGUGUGUGUGGUGUGUGUAUCCUCACCUUGAGUGUGUACGUGUGUGUGCAUGCUUUUCCUUAUGUGUGUACUUGUGUGUAUCCACACCUGUCUCUCUGUCUCUCUCUCUCAGAUCUUCUCGGACCUGGAGUUUUAAAUCUCACCUAUCUCUCUCUCUCCCACCCAGAUCAUCUCAGACCUGGAGUCGUGGAACGAGGAGUUGAGUGUUCAGAUGAGUGAGUUUGAUACAGAGGACCUGACCCUGGCAGAACAGAGACUCCAGCACCACGCUGACAAGGCCCUGACCAUGAACAACCUGACCUUUGACGUCAUCCACCAGGGACAGGAGCUACUGCAGUACGUCAAUGAAGUUCAGGCCUCUGGUGAGUAGCAGUACACACAUGUGGACAACAGAGCUUACAUAGUCACAUAUGCAGACACACACACACAGAAAAUGAGCUACUGCAACAGCCUGUUUUGCAGAAGGAGUGGAAUGAAUUUGGCUCUCUCUCCUUGCCUUUCUCCCUCUCUCUCUCCCAUUUACUCCCCCUCUCUCUCCCCCUCUUUCACUCCUUCUCUUCCCCCUCUCUUUUCCCGUCUCUCCCUUUCAAAUCAAAUCAAAUCAAAUCUCUCCCUCCAGGUGUAGAGUUGCUCUGUGACAGAGAUGUGGACAUGGCUACUCGUGUUCAGGACCUGCUGGAGUUUCUCCAUGAGAAGCAGCAGGAGUUGGACGUAGCAGGCGAACAACACAGGAGACACCUGGAGCAGUGUGUACAGCUACGACACCUGCAGGCCGAAGUCAAACAGGUAUACACACACACACACACACACACACACACACACACGCACACAUACUUAGAGCAAUGUAUACAGUGACGACACCGGAACCAUCCAUUGAUAACACAUAAUUUCCUAUUAAAUACCAGUAGAAAUAAUGCCAUUGUAAAUACUAGGUAAGUACCAGUGGAAACAGUACUAAAAUGCUAUCUUUAUAACAUAUAUCCUUGUUCCUGGUCUGUGCAGGUCCUGGGCUGGAUCCGUAAUGGGGAGUCUAUGCUGAAUGCUGGUCUGAUCACAGCCAGUUCUCUACAGGAAGCAGAACAGCUACAGAGAGAACACGAACAGUUCCAGCAUGCCAUCGAGGUGAGCUCAUCACUUCGCGACGCAAACACCAACACACAUCCUUUUUAUAGAUAAUAAUAAGUACACAUAUACAGUGAGGGAAAAAAGUAUUUGAAAUCCUGCUGAUUUUGUACGUUUGCCCACUGACAAAGACAUGAUCAGUCUAUAAUUUUAAUGGUAGGUUUAUUUGAACAGUGAGAGACAGAAUAACAACAAAGAAAUCCAGAAAAACGCAUGUCAAAAUUGUUAUAAAUUGAUUUGCAUUUUAAUGAGGGAAAUAAGUAUUUGACCCCUCUGCAAAACAUGACUUAGUACUUGGUGGCAAAACCCUUGUUGGCAAUCACAGAGGUCACACGUUUCUUGUAGUUGGCCACCAGGUUUGCACACAUCUCAGGAGGGAUUUUGUUCCACUCCUCUUUGCAGAUCUUCUCCAAGUCAUUAAGGUUUCGAGGCUGACAUUUGGCAACUCAAACCUUCAGCUCCCUCCACAGAUUUUCUAUGGGAUUAAGGUCUGGAGACUGGCUAGGCCACUCCAGGACCUUAAUGUGCUUCUUCUUGAGGCACUCCUUUGUUGCCUUGGCCGUGUGUUUUGGGUCAUUGUCAUGCUGGAAUACCCAUCCACAACCCAUUUUCAAUGCCCUGGCUGAGGGAAGGAGGUUCUCACCCAAGAUUUGACAGUACAUGGCCCCGUCCAUCGUCCCUUUGAUGCGGUGAAGUUGUCCUGUCCCCUUAGCAGAAAAACACCCCCUUAGCAUAAUGUUUCCACCUCCAUGUUUGACGGUAGGGAUGGUGUUCUUGGGGUCAUAGGCAGCAUUCCUCCUCCUCCAAACACGGCGAGUUGAGUUGAUGCCAAAGAGCUCAAUUUUGGUCUCAUCUGACCACAACACUUUCACCCAGUUCUCCUCUGCCAAUGAACAUCUGAAUGAUUCAAACUUCAGACGGGCCAGUAUAUGUGCUUUCUUGAGCAGGGGGACCUUGCGGGCGCUGCAGGAUUUCAGCCCUUCACGGCGUAGUGUGUUACCAAUUGUUUUCUUGGUGACUAUGGUCCCAGCUGACUUGAGAUCAUUGACAAGAUCCUCCCAUGUAGUUCUGGGCUGAUUCCUCACCAUUCACCAACUGUUGUCACCUUCUCACCAAGCUGCUUGGCGAUGGUCUUGUAGCCCAUUCCAGCCUUGUGUAGGUCUACAAUCUUGUCCUUGACAUCCUUGGAGAGCUCUUUGGUCUUGGCCAUGGUGGAGAGUUUGGAAUCUGAUUGAUUGAUUGCUUCUGUGGACAGGUGUCUUUUAUACAGGUAACAAGCUGAGAUUAGGAGCACUCCCUUUAAGAGUGUGCUCCUAAUCUCAGCUCGUUACCUGUAUAAAACACACCUGGGAGCCAGAAAUAUUUCUGAUUGAGAGGGGGUCAAAUACUUAUUUCCCUCAUUAAAAUGCAAAUCAAUUUAUAACAUUUUUGACAUGCGUUUUUAUGAAUUAUUUUGUUAUUCUGUCUCUCACUGUUGAAAUAAACCUACCAUUAAAAUUAUAGACGGAUCAUUUCUUUGUCAGUGGGCAAACGUACAAAAUCAGCAGGGGAUCAAAUACUUUUUUCCCUCACUGUAUAUUCUCUCUUUAUAUUUAUUUAUCUCUACAGUAGCUCUGUAUCGCUCUAUCCUUGUUUAACCAGCCUGAUCUCACAAGCUCAUGUUUCACUUAAUCUCUCCCCAUUCCUCUGGCUUUCCCUCUCUUUUCCCCCCCACUCAUUUCUUUAAACAUAUCUGAUAUUCUAUAAUAAAACUCUAUAAUAAGGUGCAACACAAAGCUAUGAUAUUCUAACUCUCUCUCUCUCCCUCUCUCCCUCCUCUCCUCCUUCUAGAAAACCCACCAGAGUGCUCUGCAGGUGCAGCAGAAGGCUGAGGCGUUACUCCAGGCCAACCACUAUGAUAUGGACCUGAUCAGAGACUGUGCUGAGAACGUAGCAUCCCACUGGCAGCAGCUCAUGUUGAAGAUGGAGGACAGGCUGAAACUAGUCAACGCCUCUGUAGCCUUCUACAAGACCUCCGAACAGGUAGGGGGUGCUGUGACUAUUAUAGUUAUUGUUUAUUAUGUAAUGACAGGUAGGGAGCUAGUACUCUAAUAGGUAUUGUAAUUCUGUAAUAACACCAUUAGAUAAAUACCUCUGUAGCCUUCUACAAGACCUCCGAACAGGUAGGGGGCACUAUUGCUCUUGGUAUCCAGUUAGUUUUGCUCUAGUAGAGAUAACUAGCUAGUUACGUUAGUAGCUUAGCUUUAGUUAAGGAGACGGACUGAGCCUGUGCUGUGUCCUGUAGGUGUGCUGGAAAGCCUCCUGGAGCAUCAUGGGAGCUGUGGUGUGUUAUGGGAGCUGUAGUUUUAACCCUGUGUUGUGAUCUGUAGGUGUGCAGUGUGUUGGAGAGCCUGGAGCAGGAGUAUAAGAGGGAAGAGGACUGGUGUGGGGGGGCUGACAAACUGGGUCCUAACUGUGAGUCAGAUCAUGUCACCCCCAUGAUCAGCAAACACCUGGAACAGAAAGAGGCCUUUCUCAAGGUAAGAACAUACACGUACACACACACACACACACACACACACACACACACACACACACACACACAUACACACACACACACAUACAACUAUUACCCAUGUCUCUAAAAUGUGUGUCUUUCCCUAGGCAUGCACCCUGGCCAGACGUAAUGCUGAUGUGUUCCUGAAGUACAUGCACAGGAACAGUGUUAACAUGCCUGGGAUGCUCAGCCAUGUCAAAGCACCGGAACAACAGGUCAAGAGUGAGUAUCACACACACGUACACACACUGUGUGGUAAUUCUACCUUUCACCUAUUCCUAAAUCAACCCCAAAAGAUUUAUAUAUCUAAUCUAAUGUGAUCUCUGUGUUCAUGUUGCGGUCAGACAUCCUGAAUGAGUUGUUGCAGAGAGAGAACCGUGUUCUCCACUUCUGGACCAUGAGGAAACGACGGUUGGACCAGUGCCAGCAAUACGUGGUGUUCGAACGCAGCGCCAAACAGGUACACACACAAUUUACACACACUCUCUCUAGCUCUCUCUAUCUCUCUUUUUGUCUUUCUUACUCAAAGCUCUAACAACAGUUAAAAUGGCUGUUCUCUCUUCCUCCAUUCUCUGUUUCUGUCCUCAUCUGUAUCCUCUGUCUAUCUCUCUACCCCAAUGUCCACCUCAAUGAUCUGUGUGUGUGUCCUCAGGCUCUGGAGUGGAUCCAUGACACCGGAGAGUUCUACCUGUCAACACACACCUCCACUGGCUCCAGUAUCCACCACACACAGGAGCUGCUGAAGGAGCACGAAGACUUCCACAUCACAGCCAGGGUAGAAAGGAUCACAUCUUCACGUCAUAACUUUUUUUAGACCAAACAUUACAGAUUUUAAAUCAACCCCUAUCUCUCUCCCCUCUCUCCUCCUCCCCCGUCUCUCCGCCCUCUCCCUCCAGCAAACCAAAGAGCGUGUGAAGCUGCUGAUCCAGCUAGCGGAUGGCUUCUGUGAUAAAGGCCAUAGUCACGCUGUGGAGAUAAAGAAGUGGGUGACGGCGGUGGACAAACGCUACAGAGACUUCUCACUGCGUAUGGACAAGUACCGGACCAGUCUGGAGAAAGCACUGGGCAUCUCAUCUGACUCUAACUCCAAGGCUGUAAGUCAAGAGGGUGUAGGGGGGUUGGUGGGGGUGGGGACGGUGUGUGCGGGGGGUUGGGUUGGUGGGGUGGGGUGUCCAUAUAAUGGUUGCUGGAAAGCAUUAUGGAAAAAUCAUCUCUGCACACUGAAGAUGGCUUUUAGCAGAAACAUUGGUGAAUGAUGGUCCAUUCCCUAAUAAUAAUAAAAUAACAACGCUCUUUAAAAGUACUGUAUUUUUGGUAAAUCAUGUCUCUCCAACCUUCUCCCUUCCUCCAUCCCUCUCUCUCUGUCAGAGUAAGGAUCUCCAGUUGGACAUAAUUCCAGCCACACCUCAGGGGUCAGAAGUCAAGCUGAGAGACGCGGCUCACGAACUCAACGAGGAGAAACGCAAGUCCGCUCGCAGGAAGGAGUACGUCAUCACUUAACUUUCUGACACCGUAUUAGAUCAGUGACACUCAAAAUUAACCAUAUCCCAAAUCCAAUCAACCAGUCGAUCCUGCCUUGACCUCUUGUCCCCAUUCAUCAUCUCAUAACUAAAACUACUGUAGCAGCACUUCUACUACAGUACACACACGCCCAAAACAGCCACAACUAGACACGACUCUGACACGAUUCAUCCGUGUAAAUGGACAGAGCAGAGGGGCUAAAAGGGUUCUAUUGAUAAUGAUAUAAAUCAGCAAAAGAGGCUAACCGUGUGUGUUUGUGUGUGUGCACGCGUGUGUGUGUGUGUAGGUUCAUCAUGGCUGAGCUGAUCCAGACAGAGAAGACCUAUGUCAGAGACCUGAGGGAGUGUACGGAUGUAAGGAAACCUGCUCUCUCUCUUUCUCUACCCCCUAAUCUAUAGUGGCAUUCUGCUGCCAAUGUCUGGCGCCACCUUGUGGAAUUUUAACACAACACAUGUGGAAAAACAACAUCUGACCAACAUGGAAGACCAAUAACACAACACAUGCACAUAUGAAAUGUAGUGUUGCCGUGUAGAGUUCCAUUAAAUGCAGCAGCUGUGACUUAAUCAAUCUGAUUUAUCUGGACCCUCCAUGUGUGUGAUCUAACCCCCCUUCUCCAUCCUCCUCCCUCCAGACGUACCUGUGGGAGAUGACCAGUGGGGUAGAGGAGAUCCCUCCUGGCAUCGUCAACAAGGAACACAUCAUCUUCGGGAACAUAGUGGACCUCUAUGAGUUCCAUCACAAGUAAGUCACUCUCCCUGAGUCACUCUCCCUGUACAGCCACAACAACCUACAGUGGGAAGAACAAGUAUUUGAUACACUGCCGACUUUGCAGGUUUUCUUACUUACAAAGCAUGUAGAGGUCUGUAAUUUUUAUCAUAGGUACAGUGGGGAAAAAAGUAUUUAGUCAGCCACCAAUUGUGCAAGUUCUCCCACUUAAAAAGAUGUUCAGGUCAGGGUUCAGGUCUGGAGACUGGCUAGGCCACUCCAGGACCUUGAGAUGCUUCUUACGGAGCCACUCCUUAGUUGCCCUGGCUGUGUGUUUCGGGUCAAUGCUCUUACUGAGGGAAGGAGGUUGUUGGCCAAGAUCUCGCGAUACAUGGCCCCAUCCAUCCUCCCCUCAAUACGGUGCAGUCGUCCUGUCCCCUUUGCAGAAAAGCAUCCUCAAAGAAUGAUGUUUCCACCUCCAUGCUUCACGGUUGGAAUGGGUUGGGGUUGUACUCAGCCUUCUUCUUCCUCCAAACACGGCGAGUGGAGUUUAGACCAAAAAGCUCAAUUUUUGUCUCAUCAGACCACAUGACCUUCUCCCAUUUCUCCUCUGGAUCAUCCAGAUGGUCAUUGGCAAACUUCAGAUGGGCCUGGAAAUGCGCUGGCUUGAGCAGGGGGACCUUGCGUGCGCUGCAGGAUUUUAAUCCAUGACUUAGUGUGUUACUAAUGGUUUUCUUUGAGACUGUGGUCCCAGCUCUCUUCAGGUCAUUGACCAGGUCCUGCCGUGUAGUUCUGGGCUGAUCCCUCACCUUCCUCAUGAUCAUUGAUGCCCCACGAGGUGAGAUCUUGCAUGGAGCCCCAGACCGAGGAUGAUUGACCGUCAUCUUGAACUUCUUCCAUUUUCUGAUAAUUGCGCCAACAGUUGUUGCCUUCUCACCAAGCUGCUUGCCUAUUGUCCUGUAGCCCAUCCCAGCCUUGUGAAGGUCUACAAUUUUUUCCCUGAUGUCCUUACACAGCUCUCUGGUCUUGGCCAUUGUGGAGAGGUUGGAGUCUUUUAGAUUCCGUCUCUCACAGUUGAAGUGUACCUAUGAUAAAAAUUACAGACCUCUACAUGCUUUGUAAGUAGGAAAACCUCUAAAAUCGGCAGUGUAUCAAAUACUUGUUCUCCCCACUGUAUUUAUAUGUAUGUAUGUGUAUGUGUAUGUAUGUAUAUAUGUAUGUGUAUAUAUAUAUAUAUAUAUAUAUAUAUAUAUAUAUAUAUAUAUAUAUAUAUAUAUAUACAUAUAUACACAUAUAUAUACAUAUUUAAAUAAAUAUACAUAUAAAUACAGUGGGGAGAACAAGUAUUUGAUACACUGCCGAUUUUGCAGGUUUUCCUACUUACAAAGCAUGUAGAGGUCUGUAAUUUUCAUCAUAGGUACACGUCAACUAUGACAGACAAAAUGAGGAAAAAAAAUCCAGAAAAUCACAUUGUAGGAUUUUUUAUGAAUUUAUUUGCAAAUUAUGGUGGAAAAUAAGUAUUUGGUCAAUAACAAAAGUUUCUCAAUACUUUGUUAUAUACCCUUUGUUGGCAAUGACACAGGUCAAACAUUUUCUGUAAGUUUUCACAAGGUUUUCACACACUGCUGCUGGUAUUUUGGCCCAUUCCUCCAUGCAGAUCUCCUCUAGAGCAGUGAUGUUUUGGGGCUGUCGCUGGGCAACACGGACUUUCAACUCCCUCCAAAGAUUUUCGAUGGGGUUGAGAUCUGGAGACUGGCUAGGCCACUCCAGGACCUUGAAAUGCUUCUUACGAAGCCACUCCUUCGUUGCCCGGGCGGUGUGUUUGGGAUCAUUGUCAUGCUGAAAGACCUAGCCACGUUUCAUCUUCAAUGCCCUUGCUGAUGGAAGGAGGUUUUAACUCAAAAUCUCACGAUACAUGGCCCCAUUCAUUCUUUCCUUUACACGGAUCAGUCAUCCUGGUCCCUUUGCAGAAAAACAGCCCCAAAGCAUGAUGUUUCCACCCCCAUGCUUCACAUUAGGUAUGGUGUGCUUUGGAUGCAACUCAGCAUUCUUUGUCCUCCAAACACGACCAGUUGAGUUUUUACCAAAAAGUUCUAUUUUGGUUUCAUCUGACCAUAUGACAUUCUCCCAAUCCUCUUCUGGAUCAUCCAAAUGCACUCUAGCAAACUUCAGACGGGCCUGGACAUGUACUGGCUUAAGCAGGGGGACACGUCUAGCACUGCAGGAUUUGAGUCCCUGGCGGCGUAGUGUGUUACUGAUGGUAAGCUUUGUUACUUUGGUCCCAGCUCUCUGCAGGUCAUUCACUAGGUCCCCCCGUGUGAUUCUGGGAUCUUUGCUCACCGUUCUUGUGAUCAUUUUGACCCCACGGGGUGAGAUCUCGCGUGGAGCCCCAGAUCGAGGGAGAUUAUCAGUGGUCUUGUAUGUCUUCCAUUUCCUAAUAAUUGCUCCCACAGUUGAUUUCUUCAAACCAAGCUGCUUACCUAUUGCAGAUUCAGUCUUCCCAGCCUGGUGCAGGUCUACAAUUUUGUUUCUGGUGUCCUUUGACAGCUCUUUGGUCUUGGCCAUAGUGGAGUUUGGAGUGUGACUGUUUGAGGUUGUGGACAGGUGUCUUUUAUACUGAUAACAAGUUCAAACAGGUGCCAUUAAUACAGGUAACGAGUGGAGGACAGAGGAGCCUCUUAAAGAAGAAGUUACAGGUCUGUGAGAGCCAGAAAUCUUGCUUGUUUGUAGGUGACCAAAUACUUAUUUUCCACCAUAAUUUGCAAAUAAAUUCAUUAAAAAUCCUACAAUGUGAUUUUCUGGAUUUUUUCCCCUCAAUUUGUCUGUCAUAGUUGAUGUGUACCUAUGAUGCAAAUUACAGGCCUCUCUCAUCUUUUUAAGUGGGAGAACUUGCACAAUUGGUGUCUGACUAAAUACUUUUUUUCCCCCACUGUACACUUCAACUGUGAGAGACGGAAUCUAAAACAAAAAUCCAGAAAAUCACAUUGUAUGAUUUUUAAGUAAUUAAUUUGCAUUUUAUUGCAUGACAUAAGUAUUUGAUACAUCAGAAAAGCAGAACUUAAUAUUUGGUACAGAAACCUUUGUUUGCAAUUACAGUGAUCAUACGUUUCCUGUAGGUCUUGACCAGGUUUGCACACACUGCAGCAGGGAUUUUGGCCCACUCCUCCAUACAGACCUUCUCCAGAUCCUUCAGGUUUCGGGGCUGUCGCUGGGCAAUACGGACUUUCAGCUCCCUCCAUAGAUUUUCUAUUGGGUUCAGGUCUGGAGACUGGCUAGGCCACUCCAGGACCUUGAGAUGCUUCUUACGGAGCCACUCCUUAGUUGCCCUGGCUGUGUGUUUCGGGUCGUUGUCAUGCUGGAAGAUCCAGCCACGACCCAUCUUCAGUGCUCUUACUGAGGGAAGGAGGUUGUUGGCCAAGAUCUCGCGAUACAUGGCCCCAUCUAUCCUCCCCUCAAUACGGUGCAGUCGUCCUGUCCCCUUUGCAGAAAAGCAUCCCCAAAGAAUGAUGUUUCCACCUCCAUGCUUCACUGUUGGGAUGGUGUUCUUGGGGUUGUACUCAUCCUUCUUUUUCCUCCAAACACGGCGAGUGGAGUUUAGACCAAAAAGCUCUAUUUUUGUCUCAUCAGACCACAUGACCUUCUCCCAUUCCUCCUCUGGAUCAUCCAGAUGGUCAUUGGCAAACUUCAGACGGGCCUGGACAUGCGCUGGCUUGAGCAGGGGGACCUUGCGUGCGCUGCAGGAUUUUAAUCCAUGACGGUUUAGUGUGUUACUAAUGGUUUUCUUUGAGACUGUGGUCCCAGCUCUCUACAGGUCAUUGACCAGGUCCUGCCGUGUAGUUCUGGGCUGAUCCCUCACCUUCCUCAUGAUCAUUGAUGCCCCACGAGGUGAGAUCUUGCAUGGAGCCCCAGACCGAGGGUGAUUGACCGUCAUCUUGAACUUCUUCAAUUUUCUAAUAAUUGUGCCAACAGUUGUUGCCUUCUCACCAAGCUGCUUGCCUAUUGUCCUGUAGCACAUCCCAGCCUUGUGCAGGUCUACAAUUGUAACCCUGAUGUCCUUACACAGCUCUCUGGUCUUGGCCAUUGUGGAGAGGUUGGAGUCUGUUUGAUUGAGUGUGUGGACAGGUGUCAUUUAUACAGGUAACGAGUUCAAACAGGUGCAGUUAAUACAGGUAAUGAGUGGAGAACAGGAGGGCUUCUUAAAGAAAAACUAACAGGUCUGUGAGAGCCGGAAUUCUUACUGGUUGGUAGGUGAUCAAAUACGUAUGUCAUGCAAUAAAAUGCAAAUUAAUUACUUAAAAAUCAUACAAUGUGAUUUUCUGGAUUUUUGUUUUAGAUUCCGCCUCUCACAGUUGAAGUGUACCUAUGAUAAAAAUUACAGACCUCUACAUGCUUUGUAAGUAGGAAAACCUGCAAAAUCGGCAGUGUAUCAAAUACCUGUUCUCCCCACUGUAUAUCCACUAUAAAAUAAAGCAAUUUGUUUCUUAAGUUAACUUCCUGGUUAAUUUCCAGUGCUGAAGCUAUGUAUACAAACAGGAGUUAUUCUCUGGUUUAAUGGUGUUUGCUCACAUCCUCCCUUUCUCUCUCUUCCUCCCUCUCUCCUCCCUCCCUCAUCCCUCUCCUCUCCUUUUUCAUCAGUAUCUUCCUCAAAGAGCUGGAGAAGUAUGAACAGCUACCAGAAGAUGUGGGCCACUGCUUCGUCACCUGGGUGAGUGAGUGUGUGUCUGUUCUGGUCUUUCUCAAGACAAGUGAGUUGGUUCAUAAAAUGGCCGAAUGUAGGUUUGUGAUGUUCCUUGACAUCUGUGAAAUAGAGAGAGAAAGAUUUCUUAGGAUAGGUACAAAUAAUGAUUUCUUAGAACAGGUAUAAAGAAUUGUCUUUAAUAUCUCUACUUCUAAAUUGUGAUUGGUCAAAAAGGAGUAGCUAUAUUGGUUUUGACUCUUAGUUGUGUAUCUGUGUGUCCAGGCUGAUAAGUUCCAGAUGUACGUCAACUACUGUAAGAACAAACCAGACUCCACCCAGCUCAUCCUAGAGCACGCUGGACCCUACUUUGACGUGAGUAUCCUGCCCUCCUAUUGGCCCAUACUGUGACUGACAGCUCCCUGCACCCAAUCACAGCUCUGUGUUUCUCUGUGUGGGCGUGUACAGGAGAUCCAGCAGAGGCACCGAUUGGCCAACUCCAUCUCCUCCUACCUGAUCAAGCCCGUUCAGCGAAUCACCAAGUACCAGCUCCUGCUCAAGGUAACCAUAGCAACCCACUUUUAUAAAGCACAUACACAAUCUCUACAAAUGUUUGUUUAUAUUUGCUUAUGUUUACAUUGUGAUAAGCAGGAAUGUAGGGACAUACCUUUUUAUUUGGUGAGUAGCUUUUAUGCACCCAUCACGCUAGUUAGCAUCAGCGUUUACGUUACUUGCAGUCUCGACCGGCGUUCAUCUUUUUGUUCACCAGUACAUCCCAGGUUAUGGGUAAUUGAGGACCCCCUAAUGGGCUUAUUAUCAUUCACACAAAAUAUGACGUAUUUGCUUUCAAAGGGUAUUUGUUGAUGGUACCUCUCUGGUGUGUUUAGGAGCUGCUGACGUGCUGUGAGGAGGGGAAAGGAGAGAUCAAGGAUGGACUGGAGGUCAUGCUCAGUGUCCCCAAGAGAGCCAACGAUGCCAUGCACCUCUCAAUGCUGGAGGGUGAGACACACACACACUCAAAGUCAACGAUGCUUAUGCACAUACACAUGGUGAAGGAACUCUUUCUUUAACACUCUUUUCUUCUCCCUCCCUCCCCGUCUCCUGUAGGUUUCGAUGAGAACAUUGAGUCUCAGGGAGAGUUAAUCCUGCAGGAGUCCUUCCAGGUGUGGGAUCCUAAAACUCUGAUCCGUAAGGGACGCGAGCGUCACCUCUUCCUCUUCGAGAUGUCCCUCAUCUUCAGCAAGGAGGUCAAAGACUCCAACGGACGGAGCAAGUACAUGUACAAGAGCAAACUCUACGUGAGUACAACUCUCUCUUGUCUCUCUCUCUUUUCUGUUUUAGUUGUUCUCCUUGUCUGUGUCUCUCUCUCUCUUUGUCUUUCUUUCUCUUUAGUUGUCUCUAUCUCUCUCUGUUUCUGGUGUGUCAUUGGCUAGAAAUACAGAUACGUAUUACAUAUUGCCAAAGGAAUUCAUAUAAAAUGGCAGUAAUACCUCUCCCUCUCUCCAGACGUCAGAGUUGGGGGUAACAGAGCACGUUGAGGGAGACCCCUGUAAGUUUGCUCUGUGGGUGGGACGCACCCCCACCUCCGACAACAAGAUCGUACUCAAGGUAAGAACAUAGGAGAAUACCUCACAUCCCUCUCUCCUUUCUCUCUCCUCUCCCCUCUGCCGUAUUACUCUUGCCCCCUCUCCUCCUUUCUUUAACUUCCCUCUCCUCAUCUUCUCUUUUCCUUCUCUUCUCCUCCCCCCUUUCCCUCUUUCUCUUCCCUGGUUGAUUGCAUGACUUUAUGGUGCUGCCUGAUGGAUGUGAAGCUUCGUAUGAGCCUUCGUAUGUGCUUCUCUGUUUCUUGUUUCUCUCUGUAUUUCUAUCUCUCUCUCUGUAUUUCUCUCUCUCUCUCUCUCUGUGUAUUUAUCUCUCUCUCUCUCUCUGUAUUUAUCUCUCUCUCUGUAUUUCUCUCUCUCUCUCUCUCGCUCUGUAUUUCUCUCUCUCUCUACAUCUGUUACUUGGGUCUAUUUAUCUCUCUGUUCUGUCUAAUGACUGUUCUAUCAUACAGUCUAGUCUAGUACAGUACAUCUGCGUCUUGGGCUGUUUUGUUUAUGUUUGUAUCUCUGAAUAAUAACUGUUUGUUCGCUAACCAACCGUGGGCUAACAUGCUUACGCCAACACCACUGACAUGAACUUUAACCCCUAAACUCCAACUAUUCUUCAAACUCCCACAUGCUCCCAAUACAUUCUACAUCCUCUGUAUGAAGUAGAGGCCUAUACAUUUUUCUCGUCUAGAAAAAUGGAUCUCUUCUUGUUUUAUGAUUUGGCACCUCACGUGUUGACCCUCUUUCUCUCAUUUUCCUUCUCUCUCUCUCUCUCUCCCUAUCUUUCUUCCAUCUUCCUUUCUCUCUCUAUCUCUCUCUUUUUUUCUCUCCUUACCAAACCAAACAUCUUCCUUUUUUUAACACCCACCUCCAAAGCUAGUUUUAAUAUUGAAGCUUCUUGUUUGUGCCAGUGGUUGGAAAAGCAUGUUGCCCUACUCCCAACCCGAUGACUCUGUCUGACACAAUAUAUUGACUCUGUUUUUAUUCUACUCAUCUACCUGUGCUGCCCAUAUUAACCACCUAACUAACUGGCCACCACCAAAAUACUGUAACUGUUUUCCGUCCAUCAUCUCGAGACAUUCUGUCCUCAUAGAAAAUGUAAUAUAAAUUAACUAAAAACAAACAAGUGAAAUUCUCUAUUCUAUAUUUGAACCAAAGCCAAGUCAGGGAUGCAAACAUGGAUCAAUGGUGAGUAAAACUGUACUAACUAGCCUAACACCUAACACAGCCCUCGGCUGCAUCUCAAUACUCUACUGUGGCCUUCUCUCUGUCUCCUCUCCUCUCCUUUUUCUGUGUUUCAAUAUCCACACUAGCUUACUACUUAGAAUGAAGCCAUGUAACACAUAUGCAUUCUAAGUGGUAUGCUAUUGUGGGCAUUGGAAUAUAACCGUUUCUUCUCCAGUGGGGGUCUAUGAAACUGUUUAGACAAAAAUAAGACUUCAGAGAGCAAGGUGAUUGGGUGAAUUAACCUUAGACCCCUCCUCCCUGGGCUAAUGGCAGGCGUCGAGCAUUGAGAACAAGCAGGACUGGAUCAAACACAUCAGGGAGGUGAUUCAGGAACGAACCAUCCACCUGAGAGGAGCUCUGAAGGAACCUAUACACAUCCCUAAGUCUGCCUCCACCAAGCAUCACAAGGGACACCGCAGGUACAGGUACACAAGUUCAUAAGUGGUCCUCUGUAGCUCAAUUGGUAGAGCAUGGCACUUGUAACGCCAGGGUAAUAAUAAUAAUAAUAAUAAUAUAAUAUGCCAUUUAGCAGACGCUUUUAUCCAAAGCGACUUAGUCAUGUGCGCAUACAUUUUUACAUAUGGGUGGUCACGGGGAUCGAACCCACUACCCUGGUGUUACAAGCGCCAUGCUCUACCAAUUGAGCUACAGAGUUCGAUCCCCGGGACCACCCAUCCCCGGGACCACCCAUACGUAAAAAUGUAUGCACACAUGACUGUAAGUCGCUUUGGAUAAAAGCGUCUGCUAAAUGGCAUAUUAUUAUUAUAUUAUUAUACACACCUACACACACACACACUCAUAUGCAUGUAUACACACACACACACUUACACAUUGUGUUUGGUCUUUGAUAGGGAUGGAGAGGACUUGGACAGCCAGGGUGACGGCAGCAGCCAACCAGACACCAUCUCUAUCGCCUCACGCACCUCACAGAACACACUGGACAGUGACAAGGUGAGCACACACUCUCUGGCCUCACAGAACAUAGACAGGUGAGAACAGCACACAGUAUUUCUAAAAUUACGUUUUAUCAUGAAGAGAAGGCUUCAGUUGAAAAGGACCUGAGGACUUUCUUGCCUGCUUUAACCUCCUAGGGGAAGGAUGUAAUAAUGAUUCUACAUUCCUCCUGACCAUCUAUCUCCUCUCCUCCAGCUGUCCGGUGGCUGUGAGCUGACUGUGGUGAUCCAUGACUUCAUGGCUGGUAACAGCAACGAGCUGACCGUCCGGAGGGGCCAGACUGUAGAGGUCCUGGAGAGGUGCCAUGACAAGCCUGACUGGUGUCUGGUGCGGACCACGGACCGCUCCCCUGCCCACGAGGGACUGGUACCCUGCACCAUGCUCUGCAUCGCCCACUCACGCUCCUCCAUGGAGAUGGAGGGGAUAUUCAACCAUAAAGGUGGGUUAGGAGAUCUGUAGUAGGGGGUAGCGUCUUUGAGUUUCAGAAAAGCGCUAUAUUAUGGAUUAUCUUUCGAUGUGUUAUGGGUGUAUUCAAGCCCUUUUGCGUCUUUGAUAACCUCUCUUUUGCUCUCCGUCCUCCCCCUCCUCCCUCUCUCCCCAUCCAGACACUCUGUCAGUGUGUAGUAAUGACUCCAUCAUGCCAGGCUCCUCUGCCACACUGCAGCCUGGGCAUCACAGCAUGGGCUCACACACCUCGCCCGGGCCUAAACGGCCAGGUAAACACACACACACACACACCUCACCAACUUUUUGCAAUGGGAUUGAACAAACAGUUCUAAAUUCAAAGUGGUUGAAAAGGAGAAGGUGUUUGUUUGUGCGUGCCUAGAUGUCAGUGUUAACAUUCUCCAUCCCCUUGUCCCAGGUAACACCCUGCGGAAGUGGCUGACCAGCCCAGUGCGUCGUCUGAGCAGUGGCAAGGCAGACGGGCACGUGAAGAAGCUGGCACACAAACACAAGAAGGUGAGGAAGAGUGGUGAGAUGACGGGCAGCGCCCAGAAAGACUCUGACGACAGCGCCGCUACACCCCAGGACGAGACUGUGGAGGAGGUAAGGGGGAGACCUCAAAGUCAGUGUCUUCUGUGUGUCUGUCUUCUCUUUCUCUCUAACCUCUCCUCCAACCUCUCCUCUCUCUUUCUGUCUCUCUGUCUCUCUCGGUCUCUUUCAUUCUAUCUAUCUCUUCCUCUCUCUCUCUCUCUCCCUCUCUAACCUCUCCUCUCUUCUCUCUCUCCUCUACAGAGAGUGCGUAACGAGGGUCUCUCUAGCGGGACCCUGUCCAAGUCCUCGUCCUCUGGGAUGCAGAGCUGUGGAGAGGAGGAGGGCGAGGAGGGGGCCGACUCUGUACCCCUACCACCCCCCAUGGCCAUCCAGCAACACAGCCUACUGCAGCCUGACGCACAGGACGACAAGGUAACGGUUAGGGGAGAGGGGAGUUGGAGAAUAGGGUUACAGUCAGCCUGACUCUCAGGAGGGAGGGGUGGGGGGGCGGGGGGAAGAAAAGACAGCCGAGGCCAACUGGUACACGCAUCAAAAAUGACAGAUAGGCCUAUAACCAGUAACAGUCAUAAACUACCCCCAUUUAAACUACCCCUCAUUUGAGAAAGAAGACUGAUAAUAAUAUUUUAUUAAUCAAAUGUUUUUUGUUGAUAGAAACAGUAAUAUUUUUGCCCUUGAGCAAGGCACUUAACCCUAAUUGCUCCUGUAAGUCGCUCUGGAUAAGAGUGUCUGCUAAAUUACUAAAAUGUAAAUCUAAGAUCCCCCACACAGCAAACUCAUCCUUUCUGUUACGGUUUCUCUCUCCUAUGAUUUAGUCAUGAGUUUGAUUAUUUUGUUAUUAUAUUCUACAGACAAACAUUUUAGUUAGUUUUCUUAUCAAGUCCUUCUUAGCAGGGCCCAUAAUUCACAAAACGUCUGAGUAAGAGUACUGAUCUAGGAUUGGGUCCCGCCUCUUAUUCAUUAUGAUGAAAGGCAGAUCCUACUCUGAGACACUUUGUGAAUACAGGCCUAGAUGACAAUACAUUAUGAAACAUUGAGGCUGCUAUUCAAAUAGAAAUGCAUCAGUUACUGUAGCUGUCAUGGAUUCACCUUUUCUUGGCACAGCAGCGUUUUUCUCUGACACUAAUUUGUGUUUCUCUUUUGUUUGUUUUGUUUCCGACUGUAUCGUUGGUUGGCUGUCUGUUUACUGUUUGCCAUACUGUAGCAUUAUCUUGAUUUAUGUCCAGUCUUUGCUUUGUCUCAGUUUCCAUACCUCUCCAUCUCCUGAAACAAUCCUUCCAUCUCUCUUUCCCUCCUUUUCUCUUCCCUUGAUACUUCAGUUCUCUCUCUCUCUCUCUCUCUCUCUCUCUCUCUCUCUCUCUCUCUCUCCCUCUCUCUCUCUCUCCCCCACACUAUCGGUAACUGUACUAUAGACGUAGUUGCUGUUUUUCUUUCAGUUUUUCUUAUGAAAGUUAGUUGAAGGACAACAGAUGUAGAAUUUUUACAUCCAUUCCUGUCUUUCUAGGUUUCUCUCUGAGGCAAAGGACACUCUUCCAAACGUCUCUCUCAAGAGCUCUUUUAUUCUGCCUACCUUACUCUCUGCUCUCUGUCUCUCUUCUACAGCCAAAUUGGUCUCUCUCUCCUCUUAGUGUCUGCAGUGCUUUAUUCAACUAUAGAAUUACUCCCCCUCUCCAUAUUUCUUUUUAGUUUUGAUUAUUUUCAAUUUUUCAUCAUCAGCCUGGUUCCUUCAAUAUAUGGCUUUCACCAAACUAGUCUAAGUUUUAUUAAUCAUUUUACAUUUUUUAAAAGUAUUUAUCUGCCUCGUUGCCUGGUAACACCUCCGUUCAUUGCAUGAUUGCACCCUCAGAAUAACUCGGAGGCACUUGCAGAACAGAGUAGCUAGAAGUCUCUAGAGGCUGAUGGAAGGUCCCCUAUUCCGGAUCGAAUUGGUGCAAAUUGAUCCUAGAUCUGUACCUAAGUGGAACAACUUGCGACAAACCGAUGACUCAGAUCCCCCUCACUCCCUCCUCCUCACCCCUCCUCACCCGUCCUCACCCCUCCCCUGUGUGCGUUAACCCCAUUGCACCAUGUGAUUAAUUGGCACCUACUGUAAGCCCUGGCGCGGCCAGAGGGUACACCCCAACACCCCACCCCACCACACACAGACCCUUAGUGGGGCACAGCACAGUCUGGAGACAGCACAGCAAGGGUGAGACUCUCCCAUACACUUGACUGUACCUCCUUUCUUUUUCAAUGUCCUGUUGCAGUUUACAGUUCAUAUUUAACUCAUCUUACAUCUUUAUUUUUUAUUCUCUGAUAUCAUACACUUAACAUCUCUUUUCUUUUUAAAUGUCCAGUUCAUUUAUAAUUUAUACACUUUUUCAAUUCCCUUAUUAUUGAGAGUUCAUAUCUCAUACACUUUAUCUCUUUUUUACAACUCGUAACAUUAAGCUCUCAUUUACAAUCUCCUACACUUUCUUUACUCUUUCUUUUUGUGAAGCUUUUAUUUUCUUUCUCACUUACACACCUGUGUAACCUCUUACCUUCUCUUGCUUUUCAAUGUUAUAGAUUUUACCUCAUUCUUAUGAGACUCAUUGCAGACUGUUUUCCUUUUAUCACUUGAAGCACUUUGUUUUAGCGAUCAUAGAUUCACUUUACCCUUCUUUCCUUAAACUUCAUAUUAGAACUCUUUAUUUUUCUGGUCAACAUUGGAUCAUUCAUUGAGAGCAGAGGAUCAAAAUGCAACCCUAACACUAACAUUGUGAAGGUAGACUAAGCAAGAUGACGUCAUUGUAAACAAACCAACAUCCGACUUACAGACAUCAGCAACAUACAGGUUGCAGGCUGCAUUUUUACCCGUCAUUCAAUGUACUGUAUGCCUCAGGAAUAUUUUGGGAUCUAUCCAGAAAAAAAACACAGUUAUUUUACAUUUUCUUUUCAGUAGUUUUGGGUCUGUCUCUCCAGAUUAAAUGUACACUGCUCAAAAAAAUAAAGGGAACAUUUAAACAACACAUCCUUGAUCUGAAUGAAUGAAAUAAUCUUAUUAAAUACUUUUUUCUUUACAUAGUUGAAUGUGCUGACAACAAAAUCACACAACAAUUAUCAAUGGAAAUCAAAUUUAUCAACCCAUGGAGGUCUGGAUUUGGAGUCACCCUCAAAAUAAAAGUGGAAAACCACACUACAGGCUGAUCCAACUUUGAUGUAAUGUCCUUAAAACAAGUCAAAAUGAGGCUCAGUAGUGUGUGUGGCCUCCACAUGCCUGUAUGACCUCCCUACAACGCCUGGGCAUGCUCCUGAUGAGGUGGCGGAUGGUCUCCUGAGGGAUCUCCUCCCAGACCUGGACUAAAGCAUCCGCCAACUCCUGGACAGUCUGUGGUGCAACGUGGCGUUGGUGGAUGGAGCGAAACAUGAUGUCCCAGAUGUGCUCAAUUGGAUUCAGGUCUGGGGAACGGGCGGGCCAGUCCAUAGCAUCAAUGCCUUCCUCUUGCAGGAACUGCUGACACACUCCAGCCACAUGAGGUCUAGCAUUGUCUCGCAUUAGGAGGAACCCAGGGCCAACCGCACCAGCAUAUGGUCUCACAAGGGGUCUGAGGAUCUCAUCUCGGUACCUAAUGGCAGUCAGGCUACCUCUGGCGAGCACAUGGAGGGCUGUGCGGCCCCCCAAAGAAAUGCCACCCCACACCAUGACUGACCCACCGCCAAACCGGUCAUGCUGGAGGAUGUUGCAGGCAGCAGAACGUUCUCCACGGCGUCUCCAGACUCUGUCACGUCUGUCACAUGUGCUCAGUGUGAACCUGCUUUCAUCUGUGAAGAGCACAGGGCGCCAGUGGCGAAUUUGCCAAUCUUGGUGUUCUCUGGCAAAUGCCAAACGUCCUGCACGGUGUUGGACUGUAAGCACAACCCCCACCUGUGGACGUCGGGCCCUCAUACCACCCUCAUGGAGUCUGUUUCUGACCGUUUGAGCAGACACAUGCACAUUUGUGGCCUGCUGGAAGUCAUUUUGCAGGGCUCUGGCAGUGCUCCUCCUGCUCCUCCUUGCACAAAGGUGGAGGUAGCGGUCCUGCUGCUGGGUUGUUGCCCUCCUACGGCCUCCUCCACGUCUCCUAAUGUACUGGCCUGUGUCCUGGUAGCUCCUCCAUGCUCUGGACACUACGCUGACAGACACAGUAAACCUUCUUGCCACAACUCGCAUUGAUGUGCCAUCCUGGAUGAGCUGCUCUACCUGGGCCACUUGUGUGGGUUGUAGACUCCGUCUCAUGCUACUACUAGAGUGAAAGCACCGCCAGCAUUCAAAAGUGACCAAAACAUCAGCCAAGAAGCAUAGGAACUGAGAAGUGGUCUGUGGUCACCACCUGCAGAACCACUUCUUUAUUGGGGGUGUCUUGCUAAUUGCCUAUAAUUUCCACCUGUUGUCUAUUCCAUUUGCACAACAGCAUGUGAAAUGUAUUGUCAAUCAGUGUUGCUUCCUAAGUGGACAGUUUGAUUUCACAGAAGUGUGAUUGACUUGGAGUUACAUUGUGUUGUUUAAGUGUUCCCUUUAUUUUUUUGAGCAGUGUAUUAAUUUUCUCUCUUGAAAGGGUGUUCUACAAGGGAGGGUUCAAAUUAGGAAGAAUCAAUAAUGUUAGUCUUGCCAGAUUUUGGUUUCUUGGUUGAUUGAAAGAUUUGUUUAUUGACAACUUUAAAGUUUUAUUGAUUGUUUGAUGGAUAACUGAACAGGAACAGUAUUAAAUGUAGCCUUUAGCCAGAUCAUGUAGUAAGACUACGCUGAGGGGAAUGUUCUAAACCCCCCCCCCCCCCCCCAUCUCUGUCCAGAGCUCCUCCCGUCUCUCCGUCCGACCGUCCAGUUCUGAGACACCCAGUGCUGCGGAGCUGGUGAGCGCCAUCGAGGAACUGGUCAAGAGCAAGAUGGUGAGGACUAGGGCUGUGGUGGUCAUGAAAUCUUGUCGGCCGGUUAAUGUCAUGCAAAAGCCUGCCGGUCUCACGGUAAUUGUCCAUAAUUAACAUAAGCACAUUUAGCAUCUCCAGGCCUCCACGCUUGCAAGCCGCAUACCAGCUGCGGAUGCGCCUUUGUAACAUCUAUAUUUUAAAAAGUCUAAUAAAUCAAUUUAAUAUACACAAUCACAAUAUAUCCAUUAUUUAUUUUAGACAGGUCUAAAGAAACAAUAUGAAAUGAAGAAAAUGUAUUUCAGAAGAACAGAAUAUGAGUUGGCCUACUGUAUGUUAUCUGGAUAUGCUCCAUGCCAUAGGCUGUAGGCUUGUUCAUUUAGCAGACAAGACAUGUGUAUAAGUCCCGUGCCAUUAUUAUAUAUUAUAUGAUUUUAUAGUAAGAAGAAUAUAAUCAAACUUAGCUGAAUAAAAUAGAAAAUAUAUUUUUCCCAUUCUAGAGUGAGUGUGGGCGCAUAUGAAGUGGCUAUGUUGAGCAUAAAAGUGAUCAUUUGAAACAGGUCCUAUUUAGAGUUAUUUGGCAACUUUAGUUGUGAAUGAUACAAACCUUAGAAUGUCUUAGAAAUCAAAACAUAUAUGGGCUGCAUGGUGCGACUAUAGCCUAUUGAUGAUUUGAGAAAGUUGCAAAAAAAGGCUUGCGCUCUGUUCCUUGCCUCAAGCUGCGCACGCUGUUCUCUCAUCAAGAGAUCAUAUAUUCACCCAUCAGACUAUUCUCAGUUUAAUCUUGUCUUUACUAAUAUGUAAAAUUAGUUUAGAUUUAGAAUGGCCCGUUAUCAAAUGGGUAGGAACAAGGGCAGGGGAAAAAAGACGUCAUCUUUCCCGACAGUCUGUUUUUCUCAUUCAUGCUGGGUAGGCUACUCCGGUUAUUUCACUCCACACAUCAACCGCUGUUUGAGGAGCAUGCAGCCUAUUCACUGCGCAACAGGUGAAAUUAUGCCCAAACUCUGUAUGCAAUGGGCUCUCAACCCUGUUCCUGCAGCUACCCAGUGCUUAAUCUGGGAAACCAAGUGAAAUCUGUUCGGGAACAUCGAUAUUUCAUUAAACUGUUGACAGCCCCUCUUUCUGCGUGCUUGAGAAAGGAAUGAAGGAGAGAGGGGCGGAGAUGGAAACGCAUGGUGCUGAGAUAUACUGUAGCUAAAGGUAAUGUGCCAGCCCAUUAAUUAUGAAAAUAUAAAAGAUUCCCUAUUAUUAGGCUGUUCAAUGAACAGCAUCACCUAGGCUUAUACGUUCUCUCCCAGGCUCAUGGAUAGAACGUUUGUAGUGUAGCAUAAGGUAACCCAGUCCAUCCAGUAUGCAUAAUAAUACAGUCCACACUCAAAGGCCAUUUACAUUUACAUUUUUAGUCAUUUAGCAGACGCUCUUAUCCAAAACAACUUACAGUUAGUGAGUGCAUACAUGUUUUAUUUUUUAUUUUUUAUACUGGCCCCCCGUGGGAAUCGAACCCACAACCCUGGCGUUGCAAGCGCCAUGCUCUACCAACUGAGCUAUAGGCUAGACCAAUUAUGUACCAAAAUUCUCUGCUGUGCGUAGUAUGCAGUAGGCUAAGUAUUGUAUAACGGCAGAAUCGUUAUUUUAAUUCAACUUUUUUGGGGGGGCUUGGGCUCAUAUAUCAAAAUAGACCUAUGCAUAUGGGUGUUUUGAAUUAAUUAAUUAAUCAACUUAGAAAGCACUGUCCAUCUUAGAAAGCGCUGUCCAUUUAAUUGUGUCAGGCUUUGAAACAACAGCCAUAAAGACCAUGUUUUCCACUCAGUGUCAACCUAUUGUUGAACUUCUUUCUUCAAAUUGAUCAAUCACAGUGAGGUGAGUUUUAAAAGCACAUGCUGUUUUGAUGAUGUGUUUGAUGUGAUUUUCGAUUGCAUUUGCAUUGAUGUCAGGGUGGUUAGAGGGACAAUAGAGCCCUGAGUACCAGGCCAUUAGCGACCUGAUGAUCGUUAGGGAUUUGAUACUACCAACGCAUGUCCAGAGUGCAUUAGAGGAGGUUACCGUGACUCAACGGUCAUGUGGAAUUUUACUGCGGUCAUGGAUCAUGACUGCCGGUGUCGCGGAAAUAUGGUCACCGAAACAGCCCUAGUAAGGACACACACACACAUACACACACAUAUACAUGACUAAAAUGUAAAUGUACAUUUCUAUUACACACACGCAUACAGGGAGGCGUUGUCUGGUUUACAAUCUACCUCUUUCUUUCUCCCUCCCUCUCUCUCUCUCCAGGCUCUAGAGGACAGGCCUAGCUCUCUCUCAGUAGAACAGGUGGAUAGCAGUUCUCCCUCCUUCAACCCCUCCGACAACUCCCUCCUCUCAUCCUCCUCUCCCAUCGAUGAGAUGGAGGAGCGCAAGACUGGCUUCCUCAAGAGACGACAGUACGUACUGGAUUGAUUGAUUUAUUGGGGAAAAAAGAUGCACGGAGUACAACCCAGGCUAUAACGCGUUAAAGCGAUUCCACUUGUUUCCAACAUGGAUCACUAGCUCUUUUUCUGUCACUCACUCACUCUCUCAUGCUCACUGUUAGUGUCCAUAUUAGGACAACCUCAGCCUCAGCAGCGUUUGACUGUAGCUAUCCUAAUAUGGACACUGUACACUGAAACUCGUUUUAUUCUUUGACGCUCUUGUUUAAGACAUGUUACUGACCCUCUCUCUCUGUGUGUAGUUAUGUGUUGUUGGAGCUGGUGGAGACAGAGAGGGACUACGUCAGAGACCUGGGCCUGGUGGUGGAGGUGAGUCAAAACACAUCACUUCCUCCCUCCCUCUGACCUCACUUCCUCUUCCUCUAGUGUUAGUUGAUGUUCACGUGUGUGUGACGACGUGAUUUUGCACCCCUGACUGUGUGUGUUUCAGAGCUAUAUGACUCGGAUGAAGGAGGAAGGGGUACCAGACGAUAUGAAGGGGAAAGACAAGAUAGUCUUUGGAAACAUCCACCAGAUCUACGACUGGCACAGAGAGUAUGACACACACACACACACACACACACACACACACACACACAAUAUAGUAUGGAUAUGCCUUGCUGACCCUCUCGCUUUCUCUCUGUAGUUUCUUCAUGGGAGAGUUAGAAAAGUGUCUUGAAGACCCUGAUCGACUUGGACCGCUGUUUGUCAAACAUGUGAGUGACUGACUGUUGCUGUGUGAGUGAGUGUGUGAGUGAGUGUUUGAGUGUGUAUACACUUCUGUUCAAAAGUUUGGGGUCACUUAGAAAUGUCCUUGUUUUCGAAAGAAAACCAUCAGUCCUGUGUUCCAAUGGCACGUUGUGUUUGCUAAAUCAAGUUUAUCAUUUUAAAGGCUAAUUGAUCAUUAGAAAACCCUUUUGCAAUUAUGUUAGCACAGCUGAAAACUGUUGUGCUGAUUAAAGAAGCAAUAAAACUGGCCUUCUUGAGACUAGUUGAGUAUCUGGAGCAUCAGCAAUUGUGGGUUCGAUUACAGGAUCAAAAUGGCCAGAAACAAAUAACUUUCUUCUGAAACUCGUCAGUCUAUUCUUGUUCUGAGAAAUGAAGGCUAUUCCAUGCGAGAAACGUCAACAGUGAAGCGGCGACUCUGAGAUGCUGACCUUCUAGGCAGAGUUGCAAAGAAAAAGCCAUGUCAAACUGCCCAUCUGAAUCUUUUCUUUUUAUUGGCCAGUCUGAGAUAUGGCUUUUUCUUUGCAACUCUGCCUAGAAGGUCAGCAUCCCGGAGUCGCCUCUUCACUGUUGACGUUGAGACUGGUGUUUUGCGGGUACUAUUUAAUGAAGCUGCCAGUUGAGGACCUGUGAGGCGUCUGUUUCUCAAACUAGACACUAAUGUAUUUGUCCUCUUGCUCAGCAAGGCCAAAUCCUCUUUCUAUUUUGGUUAGAGACCGUUUGCGCUGUUCUGUAAAGGGAGUAGUACACAGCGUUGUACGAGAUAUUCAGUUUCUUGGCAAUUUCUCGCAUGGAAUAGCCUUCAUUUCUCAGAACAAGAAUAGACUGAUGAGUUUCAGAAGAAAGUUAUUUGUUUCUGGCCAUUUUGAGCCUGUAAUCGAACCCACAAUUGCUGAUGCUCCAGAUACUAAACUAGUCUCAAGAAGGCCAGUUUUAUUGCUUCUUUAAUCAGCACAACAGUUUUCAGCUGUGCUAACAUAAUUGCAAAAGGGUUUUCUAAUGAUCAAUUAGUCUUUUAAAAUGAUAAACUUGGAUUAGCAAACACAACGUGCCAUUGGAACACAUGACUGAUGGUUGCUGAUAAUGGGCCUCUGUACGCCUAUGUAGAUAUUCCAUAAAACAUAUUUUUCCAGCUACAAUAGCCAUUUACAACAUUAACAAUGUCUACACUGUAUUUCUGAUCAAAUUAAUGUUAUUUUAAUGGACAAAAAAAUUGCUUUUCUUUCGAAAACAAGGACAUUUCUAAGUGACCCCAAACAUUUGAACGGUAGUGUAUAUCUACAGUACCCUAACCCUCUGUGUGUUCUGUCUCCAGGAGCGAAGGCUCCACAUGUACAUAGUGUACUGUCAGAACAAGCCCAAGUCAGAACACAUCGUGUCAGAGUACAUCGACACCUACUUUGAGGACCUGAAACAACGUCUAGGUCACCGUCUCCAGAUCACUGACCUCCUCAUCAAACCUGUCCAGAGAAUCAUGAAGUACCAGCUACUGCUCAAGGUAGGUAGAGUGGGUGUGUCUGUGUCUGUUUUCAUCAUCGUCUUGUGUUCUAAUUGUAAGUCGCUCUGGAUAAGAGCGUCUGCUAAAUGAUUAAAAUGGAUGUCAAUGUUUUGUGAGGGAACUAAGUGCUGUACAUGAUCAUGGUCUUAGUUGUCCAGCAGGGGUUUUCUUAGCUGGGGGCCCAGUAUCAUUUAUUUUUUAUUUUUUACCAUGUUGCCUUAUAAUUGGGUAAUCAUUGUCUUUCACACAAGUCACCUUUUUGUAAUAUCAAAUUAAUUUUGUCUUGUUUUGUUCGUAGGACUUCCUAAAAUUCUCUAAAAAGGCAGGGUUGGAUUCAGUAGAGUUGGAGGUGAGGAGGAGAGGACACUGUCUUUCCUCUAGUGUUUUAUACAUUUUUAUACUAUAUUUUAUUUCCUAAACAACGUGGGUUUUUAACCCAUUCGAUGUGUGUGUGCCCUACAGAAAGGAGUUGAGAUCAUGUGCAUCGUACCAAAGAGAUGCAACGAUAUGAUGAACGUGGGGCGACUCCAAGGAUUUGACGUAAGAUAACCCUGACAUUAAAUAGUUAUCCAACAAAACAGAAUAUCAAACAUUUAAAGACUGAAGAAUAGAUUGUCAGAUCAGUCAACCCACCAAUGUCAGAUCAUCUUGUUUUCUCUCCUUCUCUUUCCUCUGCCUCCCUUAUCGUUUCCAUUCUUCACCUCUCUUUCUAAAUUUUGCUCCUCACUUUUGUUUCCUUCCUUCUCUCUCUCUUUCUUUUCUUCAGGGUAAGAUUGUGGCCCAGGGUCGUCUGCUGCUCCAGGACACCUUCAUGGUAUCAGACCCCGAGGGAGGAGGUGGGAGGAUGAGGGAGAGGAGGGUCUUCCUAUUUGAACAGAUGGUCAUCUUCAGUGAUCUACUGGACAAGAAGAGAGGCUUCUCCAUGCCGGGCUUCCUAUACAAGAACAGCAUCAAGGUAUCGUCUAUAGAUCCUAUGAUGGAAAUGUGUAUUUAAUUCCAAACAACAACACAGUUUCUCUCCUUUUCUUUAUUUUUAUAUAUAUGCAAGCUGUGAGUGCUGUAUCCAUCCCUUCAUUUCUUGAUAAAGGUGUGUUGAAACUCUCUCUCUGUCUCCAUCUCCAGAUCGGUUGUCUGGGGUUGGAGGACAGUGUGGACGGUGACCCCUGUAAGUUUGUGUUGACCUCUCGGGUGACCAAUAGCAGCAUAGAAUCCUUUGUCCUCCACUCCUCCCACCUGGGAGUGCGUCAGGUUUGGACCCUUCAGAUCAGCCAGAUACUGGAGAGCCAACGCAACUUCCUCAACGGUACACGCACCCACGCACAUGAACCCUUUGCGUAACUCAUUCCAAAAUAGUCCAUUUUGGAAUGUUGUGGUUUGUGAUGUAGCCAAAAUAAAUACUGCAAAGGUUAAUAUUUUGUUCAAUCUCUGUCCCUUUCUUUCUCACUCUAUCUCUCUCUCUCCAGCUCUGACCUCCCCUAUAGAGUACCAGAGGAACCAUGUAGGGGCUAGCGACGGACCAUGUCUACCCAGCAGCAGCACUCCGUCAGUGGGGAGCAUCAUGCCCAGUGUGGCCCCUGCUGGUGGUCUACAGGGUGCGCCUCUCACUGGUCCCCUCGUUGGAGGUGGUCCCCAGGGCGGAGCUGUUUCGUCCAUGAGGCCAUCCAGGAUCCCUCAGCCCUCACGCCUGCCCCAGCCCCUACGACACCCACACCACCCUGGGGCCGCAGACCCAGACGGCCCCAACAAGAUGUCAGGUAGAUAUCUCCCAGUAUUACAGAGGGUGUGUGUGUGUUGAAAUUUCCCUGGUUAAGACGUUUCCCUCCCUCCACUCAGUUUUGCUCACUUGUGAUUCAGGUUCCUCCCCUCGUCUCCCCCCUCAUCCCUCGCUCCCUCCCUCCGUCUCAGCAAACCCGGGGUUGCAGGCUCCAGCAGGGGGGGUGAGGGACACCAGGGAGGCCCAGCGUGGGGUGAGGGUCCAGGGGGGCAGCCCCCAGGGCAAGCGCCCCUUCUCGGCUUCAGCCGAACAGACCCCUCCCGUCCCCCCAAUUCCCCGGGCCAGUGUGGCCCCCCUCCCUGUGCCCGUGCUUCUCUCCACCCCCACCAAGCCUCGCCCGGGCACCGUCUCCCCCAUGGCCUCCCCCCUGGCCACUCCCGCCUUUGGGAAAGACGCCCUCCUGCCUCCCCCUCCCAGCCCUGGCCUGAAGUCUGGCUCUGGCUCCUUCUGGAGCUCCAUGCCUGGUUCCCCAGCCAGUAGGCCCGGCUCCUUCACCUUCCCAGGGGAGACAGGAGAGACCAUGGGGAGGCAGAACCAAAACACGUCCCAGACCUCCUCUCAGUCCGGGACAGGCUCCCACAGACACUCCAACCACAGCAAAGAGGCGGACCGCAUGAGUACGUGCUCGUCCACCAGUGAGCAGUCCACCCAGAGCAACGGGGUAAGAGAUGUACCCGCUGCCCAGGCUUCUGUGCGGCCUAGUCCUGCUCCUGCUCCUGGUUGACUAACCCAGCACCCACGGGAGACCUGUCCUGUCUGCCUGUGUCCUGCUGUAUCCCACUGGAGAUGGCUCUACUUAACUGCUACUACAUGUUCUACUACUACUCUACUACUAGUAGUACUCUUAUACUACUACUACUACUACUACUACGCGUCUAACGAAUUGACAACUGUACUAAACUACUCUACAACGCACCGCUCUAACCAAGCUUUACCUGCACUCCAAGUAGUAAUCCACUACAACUGUACUACUUAGAAGUACUCUACUAUUACUACUACGUGUCUCUUGUCGCUAUGUCUCUAACAAUGCUUCACCGCUUUUUAAGCUCUAAUGACAAAUCUACUAAACUCUACUGAAUACUUUUUCUACUCUUUUUGUUGUUGUUGCUAUCAAGGCUUUUAUAACUCUUCAAUCUUUAACAACGACUCUCAUUUCUGCUAUUUAACUCUAACAAAGCUUCUUCCAGCUUGAUUACUUCUCUCUCUAACUCGUCUCGUCUUUGUGUCGGAGCAAGACCACUGAAACUGAAACUCAUCCCUCCUUUUAACACCUCCACCUGAGUGUGUACGUCUUCUCGCUUCUGCUUCACUCCAUCUGAUUCACUCGUUCUCCGAAGGAGGAGUGAGGAGUGGUGCCCAGCCCUUUUUCUUAUUUCUUUGUCUCUUACAGAGGUGUAUACGUUAUGUUGAUAACUUUAACUCUUCCACUGGAGACAGUGUGUUAAACUGGAGAAUGGAUGGCUAACAACAGCACUCACAUGAUUGGACGAUUAUCUAAAGCUCUACUCAAAUAGUAUUGAUCUUUUCCUCUUCUCUCUGCUGCUUUUUGUCCGUCCUCUUCCCUCUCUACCUAAACAGCAUUGUGAGUGUGAGGUGUGUGUGUCGUUUGGGGCGCCAUGAUAGAAUCUGUGUGUUUGGCCUGUUACUGACAAGAUGCAUGGCAUCUUAGGGGAUUGAUCUACGUAUGUGUGGGGGAGUGUGUGUGAGUGAGUUUCUUGCAAGUUAUUCAAUAUACUUACACCCCCCCCCCCCCCCCCACCACCACCCACCUCCCUCCCACCAUCUGCAGAGUGAAAGCAGCAGCAGCAGUAGUAUGUCGACCAUGUUGGUGACCCAGGACUACGUGGCCCUAAAGGAGGAUGAGAUCAGUGUGUCCCAGGGAGAGGUGGUUCAGAUCCUGGCCUCUAACCAACAGAACAUGUUCCUGGUGUUCCGGGCCGCUACAGAACAGGGCCCCGCCGCCGAGGGCUGGAUCCCCGGCUACAUUCUAGGACACACCUCCGCCAUCAUCCCCGACUGCCCAGACGGAACCAUCAAGUAAGAGACUGUGGGAAGGAUUUUAGUGUGACACCACACAAAAUAUUGUUAGCCUAAAACUAGGAAUUGUAUGGUAAAAUUAGAUAUGUUAUUGAUUAGUAGUAUAUCAUAUCAUAUACCUUUCAACUUUGUCCCUAUUUGUGUAAACAGGAAGUCCUCAUCCUGGCACACCACCCUGCGCAUCCGCAAGAAGUCUGAGAAGAAAGAGGAGGGAAAGAAAGAGGGCAAGCUGGAAAACGGUUACAGGAAGUCCAGAGAUGGGCUAGCCAAUAAGGUUUCUGUAAAGGUAAUUAAUCAUCAAUCCUUUUGUCCAAUCCUUAUUGACCACUAGCCCUACCCGUGAUGCCUAGGCAGACCUACUUAUGUAGAUCGGAGAGGCUUGGAUAGGUAUAAGCAAUAUGGUGGAAAUUGAUCCUAGCCUAUCAGAGAGCUAGGUGGCGCUAUUUUUGAUGUAUUGCUAGUAACCAACCAAGAAUAUCAGAACUACACAAAACGUACUUCUGUGAUGUCUGAUGUUUGGUUUUCUGUCUGGUUUUUUCAGCUUCUAAAUCCCAACUAUAUCUAUGAUGGUAAGUCUCUCAUUGUGGAAAGGUGCGGUGUUAAUUGAGUGAGAGGGGAAAUGGUUGCAUAUCCUAGAGCCGACGGGUGUCUAUGAGCAGGGGUAGUGAGGGAGAGCUUUCAAUUUUGUUUAGAUGAGGGAUAUACAUUUUUAAAUAUAGUAUACAUCUAAUUUAAUUUUUUAUUGACCUAUCAUGAUGGAAAGAUCCCCAACCCUAUAUCCAGGACACCCACCUGAGUGACCCAUACACCAAAGAGAAGUUCCCAUCUCUUUUAUGGACCUGCUGUGAGUAUGCAGCCUAAACAGAGAUAUAAAUGCGGUCAGAGACCUACUUGAGCAGCACCGCCCCCUCAAGAUUCUGAGCCUGCCUGGCAGGGUUGGUCCUACAAAGCCAGAGCCCCCUGAUGGGAGAGCAUUUAUAUACAAGGAAAUUCUCAAAGCUGCUAAUGAGAACCUUGACGACCUUUUACCUAGCCGGUGGGGAUUCCGGUGGGGUACCCCCACCCAGGUAGUGGCAGUGCAGGCAACACUGGCUGCAGUAACCCAUGGGGAGGGGGUCACACUCGGACAAUCAGAGAGGGGGUUUAUCAUUGUGGCCCAGGUUGCACAAAAUAAUCAAAGGUCUGACUGCACGGAAAUGCUUGGGAAAAAUGGUUACAACGGGGGGGACCAGAGUGUUUGUGUCUCAGGUGAAGAGGGUGGAUCUGAUCUCCAUCACCUAGGACUUGACAUAGAUUAAGUAGAUUAAUCAAAUCUCACAUUGUUGUCAAUUUCUGCUCAAUCUUGCAUGCUUUCUCAAUCAGCUGUAACUGUAUGUGCACUCGUAAAUCAGGUCCUUUCUUGAGUUCGGCUCUGGGAUAUAACAACUGUUGAGUAUCAGAUUUUAUGGUGGAUUGUGGAGGAGGGGGGAUGAGUGUGUUGGAGUAUGUGAGUAUGUGCGUGUGUGUUUGUCCUGCAUCUGUUGUGGGGUGGGGGGGGGGGUGGGGGGGGGGGGGGGGGGGGAUGGACCACGGUAAUUAUUUGCUAGGAUAAUAAUUGCUUGUCAAUAAAUGAAAUGUAAUACAAUGGCAAUCUGGGUUAUAUGUUAAAAUCCUACGUAUGAACUGCCGACAUUAUUACGCAUAUUAAUUGAUAAUGAUGGAAAAUAAGAUAUGCAAGAUAUUUGAAUAGAUAUAUAUUUUUUUAUAGUUAUAUAUAGAGGUGACAGCUGUUUUCGAUGGAUGGGUCCUGGCCUCUCGGGGCCCUAGGGAUCCGGAGGGAUGUGGGUGGGAUGCUGAUCACUGGGAUGACGGCUCAACUUGGGAUGGGGAGGGGCUUUAGCGGGGGAAUUAGUGGAGAACAAUUGAAGGGAUACUUAGUAGCAAUGCAAAUAUCAUGGUACAGCUAUAUGGACAGAAGAACAAUAUUUACAUGGCUCAAAGAGAAGGAAUAUAAUAUCUAUUGUUUACAGGAAACUCAUUCAACAAUUCUAGAUGAAGUUGCGUGGAAAAAGGAAUGGGCGGGCUAAAUAUACUUCUCCCAUGGGCAAAGAAAUUCAAAAGGGGUGAUGAUAUUAAUUAAUAGUAAUUUCGAUCCGAAUGUGCAAAUUGUCCAAAUAGAUACGCAAGGUAGAUGUAUUAUUUUAAAUAUGUUAUUGGACAAUAAACAGAUAUGGCUCAUUAACAUUUACGGACCAAAUAAUGAUGAUCCACACUUCUUUGACAAUAUAUAUAAUAAAUUAUCAACCCUGCAAGCAAUUCAAGACAAUAUUAUUAUGGUGGGGGAUUAUAAUACUGUUUUAAAUAGCUCAAUGGACCAUAAAGGAAAUCACACCACAAACAAUCACCCACAUGCUCUUAAGGAAAUCGUGAAUGUCAUGGAUACAUUAGAACUAGUAGAUAUAUGGAGGCUUAAAUAUCCUGAUCUAGUGAGAUAUACAUGGCGGAGACUCAAUCAAGCUAGUCGUCUUGACUUCUUUCUUAUCUCAUUCUCGUUGGCACCAAAAGUUUAAAAAGUGUUGAUAGGGGACAGAAUGCGGUCGGACCUUCAUAUAAUUGGCAUAUACAUUACUCUUACUGAAUUUCCACGUGGGCGAGGAUAUUGGAAAUGUAAUCAAAGCCUAUUGGAUGAUAAUUUAUUUUUAACUAGAACAAAGGAAUUUAUAACUGACUUUUUCCGACAUAACAUAGGUACAGCAAAUCCCCUUAUUGUAUUGGACACCUUUAAAUGCGCCUUUAGAGGCCAUGCAAUUCAGUACUCAUCUCGAAAACAAAAGCAAUUUAGGUCAAAAGAGUUUAUACUAACAAAGGAAAUAGAAAGUCUAACAGAACAGAUAGAUGGCAAUAAAAACUGUAACAUAGAGGCUCAGAAUAAAUUAGAGGAAAAUCAAAAAGAAAUGGAGAAACUAAUUCAAGAAAGAUCAAGUGUAAUAUAUUAUAAAAAUAAAGCAAACUGGAUGGAAUAUGGGGGAAAAAAUGCACUAAAUAAUUUUUUAAUCUUCAACAUAGGAAUGCUACCAAAAAGAAUGUAAUGAAAUUGGUUACAAUUGACGGAGUAACCCAUGAUUCACCAAAUUAUAUUUUGAAGGAGGAAACUUUAAGCAUAUGUUUUCGUUUCAGUCGCCUCCAUCUCCUCUAACUGAAGCUAAUUGUAGAGAUUUUUUUUUAUUGAUAAUGUAAAAUUAACAGCCAAACAGAAAGACUCAUGUGAAGGUGAAAUUACAGAGGAGGAACUUCUGGAUGCAAUUAAAGACUUUAAGUCUGGGAAAACUCCAGGGUUGGAUGGCAUACCAGUCGAACAAACCAAACCUUUUUUGAUAUACUAAGAGGACCGCUAUUAGCAUGUUUUAACCACUCCUAUGUAAAUGGUAGAUUAUCUGACACUCAAGAAGAAGGUCUGAUCUCAUUUUUACUGAAACAGGAUACAAGUGGAAAAUAUAAAGAUCCAGUCCAUUUAAAAAAAUUGGAGGCCCCUUACACUUCAGUGUUGUGAUGCGAAAAUUCUAGCAAAAUGUAUAGCGCAUAGAAUUAAAAAGGUAUUGUCGGAUAUUAUUCAUUCUAAUCAGACAGGUGUUUUUACAAGGAAGAUACAUUGGAGGCAAGUAUUGGAAACAAUAGAACAUUAUGGAAAAUCUGAGAAACCAGGCCUGCUAUUCAUAGCAGACUUCGAAAAGGCAUUUGAUAAAGUACGACUGGGGUUUAUAUAUAAAUGCCUGGAGCAUUUCAAUUUUGGUGAAUCUCUUAUAAAAUGGGUCAAAAUCAUGUAUAGUAACCCUAGGUGUAAAAUAGUAAAUAAUGGCUAUUUCUCAAAGUUUUCAACUGUCAAGAGGAGUGAAACAAGGUUGUCCACUAUCGGCAUAUCUAUUUAUUGUGGCCAUCGAGAUGUUAGCUAUUAAAAUCAGAUCCAACAAUAAUAUCAGGGGAUUAGAAAUCCAGGGCUUAAAAACAAAGGUGUCAUUGUACGCUGAUGAUUUAUGUUUUCUUUUAAAUCCACAACUAGAAUCACUCCACAGCCUCAUAGAGGAUCUAGAUACAUUUUCUAACCUCUCUGGAUUACAACCAAAUUAUAACAAAUGUACUAUAUUACAUAUUGGAUCAAUAAAAAAUACAAUUUUUACAUUGCCAUGUAGUUUACCAGUAAAAUGGUCUCAUGGUGAUGUGGAUAUACUCGGAAUACAUAUCCCAAAGGAAAUAAAUGAUCUCACUUCAAUAAAUUAUAAUAGAAAGUUAGCAAAAAUAGAUAAGAUCUUGCCUGUCAAUUUGUGGAAAAAUCACCCUGAUUUAACUCUUUAGUAUUAUCCCAGUUUACCUAUUUGCUUAUGGUCUUGCCUACGCCUAGCGAACAGUUUUUUAAAUUAUAUGAGAAAAAAAGAUUCCAUUUUAUUUGGAACGGCAAGCCAGACAAAAUUAAACGGGCCUAUUUAUAUAAUGAAUAUGAAUUCAGAGGACAGAAAUUAUUAAAUAUUAAAGCAUUAGACCUAUCAAUAAAAGCUUCAGUCAUACAAAAGUUAUACUUAAAUCCGAACUGGUUCUCUAGCAAAUUAGUAAGAUUGUCUCACCCAAUGUUCAAGAAUGGCCUUUUUCCAUUUAUUCAGAUUACAACCACUCACUUUCAGUUAUUUGAAAAGGAAAUAAUCUCCCAGAUAUCACUAUUUAUAAAACAAUCCAUAGAAAGUUGGUUGCAAUUUCAAUUUAAUCCUCCAGAAACGACAGAACAAAUAAUGCAACAAAUAUUGUGGUUAAACUCAAAUAUACUAAUUGACAAAACCUUAUUUUUUUGACAAAAUGUUGAAAAAUGUAUAAUCUUUGUAAAUGAUAUCAUUGGGAGGACUGGUGGAGUUAUGUCGCACAUGCUCUACCCAAAAUUACAACCAAAUAAUUGCAGCCUUACUGCAAAAAUGGAAGAGGAAAGUGGAAGGAGGAGAAAGUAAGGAACUUGUCUGUCGGCCUUGCAUUAAAGAACAUAAUUGGUUAAGGAAAACUGUGAUAAAUAAAAAGGUAUAUCAGUUUCAUUUAAGGACCAAAGGAUUGACAGCCGUCCCAUAUAGAUUGCAAAAUAGUUGGGAAGAGAUUUUUGACGUACCGAUCCCAUGGCAUAGUGUUUAUGAACUGAUACGCAAAACGACACCGGAUUCAAAACUUAGAAUCUUUCAAUUUAAAUUAUUAUAUAAAAUUCUUGCUACCAAUAGAAUGUUAUUUAUAUGGGGGAUACAAUCUUCCCAGCUCUGCAGAUUUUGCUGCGAAGAGACAGAAUCAUUAGCUCAUUUGUUUUGGUACUGUCCAUUUGUAGCUUGUUUUUGGACACAGGUCCAGGAAUGGCUAAAGGAUUGCAAUAUUUACCUGGAGCUAACCCUGCAGAUAGCACUACUGGGUGAUCUGAAAAGUCAUAGUCAAUCGAUCAAUAACAUAAUAAUACUAUUAGCAAAAAUGUUUAUUUUCAAUUCACAAUCUGUAGAAACAAUGAGAAUAGAAAGGUUCAGAACUUUUGGAAGACAGUACAGUUGAAAUAUAUAUGGCAAAUAGAAAUCCUAUAUGGAUGGUGUUAAAAGAUAGAUGGGAGGUGUUGAAUGGAAUUGAAGGAUGGGACUAAUAACAACUAACAACAAACAAUAACAAGAUAACUAAUAAUGUAGGCACGCUGUGUCCAUAAUAAGUGUAUGGGUUGUAGGUUGAGAGCUUUUGUGAAGGAGCACAGUUAGAAAGAUAUGGCAUAUAGAAGCAAACUGGAUGGACAUCAUGAAAAUGAUCGGAGAGGUUGAGAGUAGAAGAAGUUCAGGAGAAAGAACAAACAAAAUGCAAUUACUGUAAAAUUGACUGUGUCCAUAAAAUGUAGAUAGGGGUAUGGGCUGGAAGUAGAGGCUUAGGCGUUGUUGUUCACUAGUUUACUCCAAGUGGGGAAAGGGUGGCAGGGUUGGAAAGUAAGAAAGGGGAAUAUAUAUAUUUUUUUUAAAGGAUAUGUAUGUAUAUGUGUAUGUAUGUAUAUGUGUAUAUAUAUAUAUAUACAGUGGGGAGAACAAGUAUUUGAUACACUGCCGGUUUUGCAGGUUUUCCUACUUACAAAGCAUGUAGAGGUCUGUAAUUUUUUAUCAUAGGUAUACUUCAACUGUGAGAGACGGAAUCUAAAACAAAAAUCCAGAAAAUCACGUUGGUAUGAUUUUUAAGUAAUUAAUUUGCAUUUUAUUGCAUGACAUAAGUAUUUGAUCACCUACCAACCAGUAAGAAUUCCGGCUCUCACAGACCUGUUAGUUUUUCUUUAAGAAGCCCUCCUGUUCUCUACUCAUUACCUGUAUUAAAAUCACCUGUUUGAACUCGUUACCUGUAUAAAAGACACCUGUCCACACACUCAAUCAAACAGACUCCAACCUCUCCACAAUGGCCAAGACCAGAGAGCUCUGUAAGGACAUCAGGGAUAAAAUUGUAGACCUGCACAAGGCUGGGAUGGGCUACGGGACAAUAGGCAAGCAGCUUGGUAAGAAGGCAACAACUGUUGGCGCAAUUAUUAGGAAAUGGAAGAAGUUCAAGAUGACGGUCAAUCACCCUCGGUCUGGGGUUCCAUGCAAGAUCUCACCUCGUGGGGCAUCAAUGAUCAUGAGGAAGGUGAGGGAUCAGCCCAAAACUACACGGCAGGACCUGGUCAAUGACCUGAAGAGAGCUGGGACCACAGCCUCAAAGAAAACCAUUAGUAACACACUAAGCCGUCAUGGAUUAAAAUCCUGCAGCGCACGCAAGGUCCCCCUGCUCAAGCCAGCGCAUGUCCAGGCCCGUCUGAAGUUUGCCAGUGACCAUCUGGAUGAUCCAGAGGAGGAAUGGGAGAAGGUCAUGUGGUCUGAUGAGACAAAAAUAGAGCUUUUUGGUCUAAACUCCACUCGCCGUGUUUGGAGGAAGAAGAAGGAUGAGGACAACCCCAAGAACACCAUACCAACCGUGAAGCAUGGAGGUUGAAACAUCAUUCUUUGAGGAUGCUUUUCUGCAAAGGGGACUGGACGACUGCACCGUAUUGAGGGAUGGAUGGAUGGGGCCAUGUAUUGCGAGAUCUUGGCCAACAACCUCCUUCCCUCAGUAAGAGCAUUGAAGAUGGGUCGUGGCUGGGUCUUCCAGCAUGACAACGACCCGAAACACACAGCCAGGGCAACUAAGGAGUGGCUCCGUAAGAAGCAUCUCAAGGUCCUGGAGUGGCCUAGCCAGUCUCCAGACCUGAACCCAAUAGAAAAUCUUUGGAGGGAGCUGAAAGUCCGUAUUGCCCAGCGACAGCCCCGAAACCUGAAGGAUCUGGAAAAGGUCUGUAUGGAGGAGUGGGCCAAAAUCCCUGCUGCAGUGUGUGCAAACCUGGUCAAGACCUACAGGAAACAUAUGAUCUCUGUAAUUGCAAACAAAGGUUUCUGUACCAAAUAUUAUGUUCUGCUUUUCUGAUGUAUCAAAUACUUAUGUCAUGCAAUAAAAUGCAAAUUCAUUACUUAAAAAUCAUACAAUGUGAUUUUCUGGAUUUUUGUUUUAGAUUCCGUCUCUAAAAGUUGAAGUGUACCUAUGAUAAAAAUUACAGACCUCUACAUGCUUUGUAAGUAGGAAAACCUGCAAAAUCGGCAGUGUAUCAAAUACUUGUUCUCCCCACUGUAUGUAUGUGUGUGUGUGUGUGUGUGUGUGUGUGUGUGUGUGUGUGUGUGUGUGUGUGGUCACCACCUGCAGAACCACUUCUUUAUUGGGGGUGUCUUGCUAAUUGCAGUGGAUAUGUGUACAGUGGGGAAAAAAAGUGUUUAGUCAGCCACCAAUUGUGCAAGUUCUCCCACUUAAAAAGAUGAGAGAGGUCUGUAAUUUUCAUCAUAGGUACACGUCAACUAUGACAGACAAAUUGAGAGAAAAAAAUCCAGAAAAUCACAUUGUAGGAUUUUUUAUGAAUUUAUUUGCAAAUUAUGGUGGAAAAUAAGUAUUUGGUCACCUACAAACAAGCAAGAUUUCUGGCUCUCACAGACCUGUAACUUCUUAUUUAAGAGGCUCCUCUGUCCUCCACUUGUUACCUGUAUUAAUGGCACCUGUUUGAACUUGUUAUCAGUAUAAAAGACACCUGUCCACAACCUCAAACAGUCACUAUGACACAACCCCUGGCGCUCUCAGCUGCUCAGUCAUGAUGUCAUUUUACCUUUGGCCCUUAGUUCAACCAGAAUUCCUGGUCCCCCUGAGUGAGAUGACGUGUGACAACGGGGAGAGUGUGACUCUGAGGUGUAAGGUGUGUGGCCGAGCUACUGUCACUUGGAGGGGACCUGACCAGACCACCCUGAACAAUAAUGGACACCACAGCAUCGCCUACAGGUACACACUCCAAACUCCACUAUGGCCAAGACCAAAGAGCUGUCAAAGGACACCAGAAACAAAAUUGUAGACCUGCACCAGGCUGGGAAGAUUGAAUCUGCAAUAGGUAAGCAGCUUGGUUUGAAGAAAUCAACAGUGGGAGCAAUUAUUAGGAAAUGGAAGACAUACAAGACCACUGAUAAUCUCCCUCGAUCUGGGGCUCCACGCAAGAUCUCACCCCGUGGGGUCAAAAUGAUCACAAGAACGGUGAGCAAAAAUCCCAGAACCACACGGGGGGACCUAGUGAAUGACCUGCAGAGAGCUGGGACCAAAGUAACAAAGCCUACCAUCAGUAACACACUACGCCGCCAGGGACUCAAAUCCUGCAGUGCCAGACGUGUCCCCCUGCUUAAGCCAGUACAUGUCCAGGCCCGUCUGAAGUUUGCUAGAGUACAUUUGGAUGAUCCAGAAGAGGAUUGGGAGAAUGUCAUAUGGUCAGAUGAAACCAAAAUAGAACUUUUUGGUAAAAACUCAACUCGUCGUGUUUGGAGGACAAAGAAUGCUGAGUUGCAUCCAAAGAACACCAUACCUACUGUGAAUCAUGGGGGUGGAAACAUCAUGCUUUGGGGCUGUUUUUCUGCAAAGGGACCAGGACGACUGAUCCGUGUAAAGGAAAGAAUGAAUGGGGCCAUGUAUCGUGAGAUUUUUAGUGAAAACCUCCUUCCAUCAGCAAGGGCAUUGAAGAUGAAACGUGGCUGGGUCUUUCAGCAUGACAAUGAUCCCAAACACACCGCCCGGGCAACGAAGGAGUGGCUUCGUAAGAAGCAUUUCAAGGUCCUGGAGUGGCCUAGCCAGUCUCCAGAUCUCAACCCCAUAGAAAAUCUUUGGAGGGAGUUGAAAGUCUGUGUUGCCCAGCGACAGCCCCAAAACAUCACUGCUCUAGAGGAGAUCUGCAUGGAGGAAUGGGCCAAAAUACCAGCAACAGUGUGUGAAAACCUUGUGAAGACUUACAGAAAACGUUUGACCUGUGUCAUUGCCAACAAAGGGUAUAUAACAAAGUAUUGAGAAACUUUUGUUAUUGACCAAAUACUUAUUUUCCACCAUAAUUUGCAAAUAAAUUCAUAAAAAAUCCUACAAUGUGAUUUUCUUGAAAAGAAACUAUCAUUUUUUUCUCAACUUUGAGUCCCACUAUAGUUGACGUCUUUUUAAGUGGGAGAACUUGCACAAUUGGUGGCUGACUAAAUACUUUUUUCCCCCACUAUAUAUAUAUAUGUAUGUAUGUAUGUAUGUAUGUAUGUAUAUAUGUAUAUAUGUAUAUAUGUAUAUAUGUAUGUAUGUAUGUAUGUAUGUAUGUAUGUAUGUAUGUAUGUAUGUAUGUAUGUAUGUAUGUAUGUAUGUAUGUAUGUAUGUAUGUAUGUAUGUAUGUAUAUAUGUGUAAAUGUAUGUAUGUGUAUAUAUAUGUGUGUAUAUGUAUAUAUAUAUAUAUAUAUAUAUAUAUAUAUAAGUUACAAUCUAUCUGCAAUAUUAAGCUGAUCUACCCCCAAGGAAAAAAAAAAAUAAUAAUAAUAAAAAAAAGUCUCAUUGUGUAUUCUCAAUAAAGAUCCCCUCAAUAUAACAGAAUUGAUAUACAGAUUUACAUAUAUUGUUUGUGUGUCCAUGACCAUUUUCCACUUAGGAACAAUAAAGUUAAUUGUGAAAUAUCAAAUAAUAACCAAAGAAUGAACAAAAAAACACAUUUAAACUUGAAAAGGCAAACAAAUGAAUGUAAAUAAUAUGCUCUCACUAUGACACAACCCCUGGCGCUCUCAGCUGCUCAGUCAUGAUGUCAUUUUACCUUUGGCCCUUAGUUCAACCAGAAUUCCUGGUCCCCCUGAGUGAGAUGACGUGUGACAACGGGGAGAGUGUGACUCUGAGGUGUAAGGUGUGUGGCCGAGCUACUGUCACUUGGAGGGGACCUGACCAGACCACCCUGAACAAUAAUGGACACCACAGCAUCGCCUACAGGUACACAGAGAGAGAGAGAGAGAGACACACACACACAAACACACAAAGGUAUCACUUGUUUGUGUGACAGUGAAACAAUGUUAUUGGCUGUUAAAAUGUGUAUAUGUGUGUGUGUGUGUGUGUGUGUGACAGUGAGACGGGCGAGGCGACACUGAGGAUAGUAGGUGUGUCUUCGGUGGACAACGGUGUUUACACCUGCGUCGCUGCUAACGACCUGGGCUCAGUGACAUCAUCAGCCAGCCUCAGAGUGCUAGGUGAGACCACACACACACGUACAUACAUGCUGGCACAGGCCAGUAAUUAAACAGUAAUUAAUGUAACUGUAAAUGACUUGCAUAUUUAGGAAAAGUCAAGGACAGACGGGGGCAUGACUUUUAAAAUGGGAGAGAUAUUUGAAUUUUAAAUUCAUAUUGAGUCGAAAUGACUCACUCGGCUCUUCUAGUGUUAACACACAGCUGCACAAAUGCAUUCACACAGUACUGUACAUUUUCACCGUUCACAGGCAAAAACAAACACACUCUCUUUGGCUGUAUUUGACUGUAUUAUUCCCCCUUUGUGUGUAGCUGUGUCCAGUGACGGGGUCAGGGUGAGCUGGAAGGACAACUUUGAGUCCCACUACACUGAGGUGGCAGAGCUGGGAAGGUACAGUACACACACCUCUGUUCUUAUCACUCCUUGGUGUGUGUGUGUGUGUGUGUGAACCCUUCUACUUGACUUAAGAGUGUAAGAUGGGGGGGUGGGGUACUGCUAAGCUAUAUACAAUUGUUUUAAGAAGGUCAUACCAAGGAUAAUUUUGGUAUUUGAUUUAGAAUUUUAAGACCCCUUGAAGUCUAAAAAUAUAUAUAUUUGAUGAAAAAAAAGUUUUGCUUUACUGCUGUUAGCCCAUACAAACGCAUUGAAUAACAGAUUCACUACAUGGAACAACAGAUAGUCCUAAAAAAAAUCAAAAGGAAGUUUGUUCUGAAGUGUUUGUCCUAUAUUUGAGAGAUAUAAGAAAGAUCAGGAAACAUUUGUUAUUUUUAUUGACAUGUAUUUAACCCCUUAUUUUUGUCACUACACAGUCUCCAUAUAUACUUCCAUAAAUGUUUUCGAAUGGUACCGUGGGACCUUCAGACGAGUCUUGUGAGGCCUGUGGGCAUUCUAGAGCAAAACCAACAUGAACGUGUUCGCGAGAGUCAUCUUUCCAUAAAGGGGUCAUAAUAGUUUGUAGGCCAAACCGUUCGGACGUAACAUACGAUUUUGUGAGAAGACUGAUUUCCGGUAUGUCAAAUGGUCUGACAAACACCGCUCUAGCUCUGUCACCUCUUAUCGCAAAUGCGUAAGUGUUACAUAGGUGGAUGUGGUGAAUUGAGACACAUCCAAUGCAAAAAAAACAAACGGAUUUCUAUAGCUUAAACUGACACAAUUUUACAGGGAACUUUAUAUUAUGCUAAUUUGAUUUCACAGACAUCGACCUUAGGGGGUUAAUGACGAUUCCAAUGAUAAUGAUGUAGAGUCAGCCUCUGAAGAUGACUGUAAUCUCUCCUCCUCGCCCCAGGGGCCGGUUCUCUGUAGUCAAGCGUUGCGACCACAAGUCGACCAAACGCACAGUGGCAGUCAAGCUGGUCAAUAAGAAGCUGAUGAAGAGAGACCAGGUGACCCAGGAGCUCAGCCUGCUACAGAGACUACAACACACACACCUGGUCACACUGCUGGACACGUAUGAGACCCCCAGCAGCUACGCACUGGUCCUGGAGAUGUGAGUUACAGACACACCACCUGGCGCUCGCACGCACACACACACACACACACACACGCACACACACACACUAGUGCUGAGCGAUUAGUGCUUUUUGAAGUCUGUUCGAUUAUUAAAAAAAUUAUCACGGUUUUCGAUUUCAAUAUUUAUUUUUACAUUAAAUGCACUAUGCAUUGUGUCGGCUGAAUGCUGUAACAACACAGAAUAAACAAUUAGGCCUAAUAAAAGUCCCAUGAUGGUAGUGACUGCCCAUUACUGCUUAUCACUUAUUAACUAUCAUUUAUUCACAUUACUGUACUUUAAUAAAAUAUUUCAUUUGUGUACAACACAUUAGGAACACCUUCCUAAUAUUGAGUUGCACCACCUUUUGCCCUCAGAACAGCGUCAAAUCGUCGGGCAUGGACUCUACAAGGUGUCGAAAGCAUUCCACAGGGAUGCUGGCGCAUGUUGACUCCAAUGCUUCCCACAGUUGUGUCAAGUUGGCUGGAUGUCCUUUGGGUGGUGGACAAUUCUUGAUACACACGGGAAACUGUUGAGCGUGAAAAAUCCAGCAGCGUUGCAGUUCUUGAAACACUUUAACCAGUGCGCCUGGCACCUACUACCAUAUCCCAUUCAAAGGCACUUAAAUAUUUUGUCUUGCCCAUUUACUCUCUGAAUGGCACACAUACACAAUCCAAGUCUCAGUUGUCUCAAGGCUUAAAAAUACUUAUUUAACCUGUCUCCUCCCCUUCAUCUACACUGAUUGAAGUGGAUUUAACAGGUGACAUCAAUAAGGAAUCAUAUCAUUCACCUGGUCAGUCUAUUCCAUGGAAAUAGCAGUAGUUCUUAAAGUUUUGUACACUCAGUGUCAUCAUCUCAUUUCUAUAGAGCUGCUCUCUGAUAAAAUCACUAUUUUUGUAGUUCUUUAAAGUAAAUUAGGCAUACCUUUAUGACUGCUGAAUACCAACUAUCAAUCACUUAGAUUAUCUAUUUUCUUGCGAAGCAACGGCUCUCUAUCUCUCUCAAUCGUGCAUUUUUCUGUCUCUUCUCUCUUUCCAUUUUGGUUAAUCGCUCAACAUGAACACACACACACGCUUACACCUGGUAGCACUCCUAGACGCCUUCAGCUACAGAUUGGUCCUGGAGAUGUGUAUACACACACACACACACAGUAGCAUUCAACAUUCUCACAGAUCUGCUGCCAUCUAACCUUGACCCGUGUGUGUGUUUCUCACUACAGGGUUGAUCAGGGUCGUCUCCUGGACUACAUAGUGAGCUGGGGGAAUCUAACUGAGGAGAAAGUGGCCAGCUACCUACGGAACAUCCUAGAAGCUUUACAUUACCUACACAACUGUAGGAUAGCCCAUCUGGACUUAAAGGUACUGUACUGCUGCUGUUUUUCUCUCAAUUCUGUCUCUCCUUUCCAUUUCUCAAUUUCUCUCCUUUAUAUCUCUCCAUUCUUUUUCUCUCUCUCCUUUUUAUUUCUCCAUUCUCACUUCUAUAGCUUCCAUUUAUACUAUCCCGUAUCUUCCCUGUUUUCUCUCAAUUUCUGUCCACCUCUCUCUUUUCUAUCUCCUAUUUAUACUCUAUCUCUCUCCCCCAUAUCGCUCUCCCCCCUCCCUCCUUCUCCUCCCUCUUUCUCUCCUCUCCCCCAGCCUGAGAACCUGUUGGUGUCCCACACCUCGUCCGGCCAGCCCGUGGUCAAACUGACUGACUUCGGGGAUGCCGUCCAGCUCAACAGUGCCCACUACAUCCACCCUCUCCUGGGAAGCCCUGAGUUUGCCUCCCCCGAGCUGGUCCUGGGGGAGCCGGCCGCCCUGACCUCUGACCUCUGGAGCCUGGGGGUUGUGACCUACGUCCUCCUGAGCGGGGCCUCUCCUUUUCUGGAUGAGAGCGUGGAGGAGACGUGUCUGAACAUCUGCCAGCUAGACUUCAGCUUCCCCCACCACUACUUCCAGGGCGUGACCCAGGGGGCCAGGGAGUUUGUCUGCCUGCUGCUGAGGGCCGACCCGGCCAGGAGGCCUCCGGCUGGGCUAUGUCUGCAGGAGCCCUGGGUCCAGGGCCAGGCCAGGUUAGCAGACAUCCAGGGACAGGGUAGGGUGGAGGGGGGGUGUCUGGACACGUCUCGCCUGGUGCUGUUCAUAGACAGGAGGAAGCACCAGACAGACGCCAAGCCCAUCGGAGGGGUACAGAGCUUACUACAUAGCCGGCUACAGCCACGGGCCUGA